This is a messenger RNA of Cinara cedri, 68073 nucleotides long. The record is from the annotation of a GenBank genome assembly. NCBI's taxonomy places the organism in Eukaryota, Metazoa, Arthropoda, Insecta, Hemiptera, Aphididae.
AUGGACAUACUUCGGACGUAAGUACAACCACUGUUGGUGGUGAGAAUUUGGGAAGGUAGUUGAGGGAAAAUGUAAUGUAUAUCUGUAAAUAAUGAUAAAUCAUUGCUAACAAAAAAAUGAUUCUGAGCGGAAUUUAGUUGAUAAUGUUCCGUUAUCAACAAUAUAUAUGCCAUAUUAUGGUAAAAUAAUUACAUAAUAAUAUGCAUUAUAUAUAUUUUGUAAUAUUAUUUGUUUAAUAUUCUACCUAUUUUCCCAUUUUUUCCCAUUUAUUGGGAAAUUCAAAAAAUAACUUUUCCAAAGUACCUCCCCAGUUCGAUUUCUUUCAGAAAAAUUACUAUCGCUGAUAAUUCCUGGUAGAAAAGUUGUCCACAGAAAAAAAUAAUAAAAAAAUAAACAUCAUUGUAAAAAAAAUAUAUUCCUUGCUAGUUGCUACGCUUCGAAUUUAAAAUUUAACGCCAUAUAAAUAUGUUCCUAAUGUUUCUUAAUAUAAAGUAUACAUAUUUAAUAUACCUAUUCGCAUAAAGGCAAAUAUUCGAAGUGAAAAAUUUUUUUUGGUAAAUUUCUUUUUUUUCAUCAGUAAAUGAAUUUGGUAGAUUAGCUUCAAUCCAUCGAAUAUUGAAAUGACGCCGCUGUUAAUUGUAUUAUUUUAAUCCAGAUAAGAAAAACACUGGCAAUAAUCAAACAAUGUAAAACCAUCAAACAUCGUAGAAAACGAAAACAUAUUAAAUUACAAAUACCCGUGGAAUACCCAUUAUAAAAAGGUAACAAAACAUUUUUAAUUCGUCAUAAAAUAUAAAUUUUUGUAUUUUUGUAUACAAUUGAUAAAAUUAACAUACCGCGUUUAUUUUAAGUAUCAUUGAUAUUUUAAAGUCAAGCAAACAAUAAAAUAUUCAUAAAUAUUCAAACUUAUAAAACUGUACUUAAACAUACAACUUAGAAUGAAGUAUUUAUCAUAAUUUGUAUUACGGAAACAAAUUUUGUUUGAUAUUAUUAUUAUUAAUAAACGACAUCCGUUGAAUAUUUAAUAGUUUUUAUGUAUUUUUAAUAUGAAUAAUUAACAGAUUUUAUAUUUUUAUUUUAAACUAUAUAACAUGAUAAAAUUUGACUACCAAUAUUAUAUUUUUAAAUAUACAAUAAUUUACCUUGAGUUCAAGUCAAACGUCUUAGGUUCCGCAUAUACGUCCUAAUAAGAUUCUCAUGCAACACGUUUUUAUAGUCCCUAUAUUAUAAUGUUAAUAAUCCAAAUUUUAACGUAGGUGAAAAAAUUAUCACAUAUUUGAAUAAUACUUCUGAGUGAAUCUCUACAGGAUUUAUAAUAUUUAAUCACGAUUGUCGUUUUCUUCUUUAUUUAUUUGACCUCUUUUAAGUAUACUAUAAUAAUAUACGUAUCAUCAGCUCUGAUGAAUUUUCAAUAUAUAUCUUUAUAUUACUAUACCAAAGUGAUACAUCUCAUACAUGUCCUGAAAAAUUUCGAUUGAAAUACACAUCAUUGUACAAAAAAUUAUAUAACUAAUCGUUUAGAAUCUAAAAAAAAAUAAAACAUAUAUUUAUUUGAUUUCAGCACUUCAACUAAUUAUUGUUAAUAAUUAUAACGUAUAGCCAUUAACUUAGUUUAUAUCUUAUAAGCUAGAGUAAUUAACAUUUGAUAUAAGCCCUACAAACCCAUUAGCUGUUGUUCUUACAAAAAAAAAAAAAACAAACCAAAGUUGAGAGUAAUGUACUUGCUCCAAUAGUUAAACUUUAUAGGCAUUUUCUUGUAACAUUUUCGAUCUAGUUUGGUGGAUUAGAAUGGUUUUUUUUUUUAAAUUCCUUCUAAUAUUUCUCAACAAAGAAGAAAAAACGUCGACAAAUUGGAAACAUUUAUUUUUAUGAAAUAAUAGUUUUGAUAAAAAUCUAUUUGGUUUUUGUUGUAAAUCUCUAGAUAAGAAACAAUCGUGGAGAUUUGAAAUUUUUAAUUUCGUGGUAUAAUUUUCAAAAUAUUUUGCCUUUUUUUUUGUUAUUUAUAACAAAGACUUUUUAAACCAAAUACAUUAUUAUUUAAUAUUGAUAAUAAUUUUUGCAACGCUUACAGAAACAAAAAUUUUAUUUGGACGCAUUUUUCGAGCAAAGCGAUCUGCUUCGAUAAUAUUUGGUUGAAUCCCAUUAAAUUAUCUGAAAUAAAAAAAUCAUAACAUUUACAUGAUCACAGAUUAUAAUAUGAAAUCAGAUGGUGCACUGCACUCCGGUGUAUCUCUGAAAUUUAAACAAACCGAAUUUAACUUGAGUCAAUGUGACCCUGCAAAACAAAUAUUGGCUAAAAAAAAUUAUGGAUCCAAGUGCAAUAUUAUUGUAAACUGUUUGUAUGAUAAGUUUUUUCUUGCACGAUUAAUUCGAUCAUAUCACUUAUUGUAGAUUAGGAGAGAACAGUCUAUCUCCCUUUACCAUUCCUGAAUGUAUAAUCGUCACGUAUUUUAUUGGUAUGCAAGUAGUCUAUCCACUCUUGACUAUUAUUUAUGAUUACAAUGGCUAUUUAAUGAUGAAGAAUAUUAAUUCUUUUUUUUUUUGGCAAUUACAUUUGAAAUCUUAUUUAAACAAUAACUGAUUUUCAGCAAUGAUUUAAGUAUCUUUGGCGAGUUUUAGGUACAUGUCGUAACGAUUGAACGUUUUCAACAUUCAGUAUGCAAGUAUUAUAUUUAUUUAAUACUAUUUAGACAUACAUGCGCAUCAAAAUUAUCAGAAAAAUGAAUACUCGAAAUGUCUAUCUUAAAAUAUUACAAUAUACUCGUAUGUAAUCCGAACAACACAGAAAUACGAGUAUAUAUUUAUUACUUAUGCAGCACUAUAGCUGAUGGGUAUGGGAUAAUAAAAAUAAUUUUGAAAUUUAACGAUUAGUUUAAUAGUCAUUAAUAUAAAAUAUUGAAAAUAUGUAUAACAUAUAUGCUAUAAUACAAUAAUGCAUAUAAUGCAUAUAUACAAGUUUAUUUUUUUUUUAUCACUAUUUUAGAGGACAAAUGUGUCAUAUCACUAUUAUAACGCAAUGCAUUUUAUCUACCUAGAAAAAACAUAAUAGUUUAAAUGAGCUGCAUAUGAAUCCGCAAUAUCACACCUCGAGUGUGUACGAUGAAGAGGUUUUGUUGGGGAAAACUUAGAGGGUGGGCUAAGACGAUUUUCCCUAGAGGAUUACUUCCGACUAUAAAAGACUUAAAAUCGACUUAAAAUUAUCAUCCACUUAUUGUCACCAUAUUGUAUUACUAUUAUAUUAUAUUAUUCUAUUUGUAAUUGGAAAUCAUUUAAAUUGAAUAAAAUUAUUACUAUUAUGUAUUAUUAUUAUCGUUUAACCAUUGACAAAAUGAAUUAAGCAAUUAGUAUGUAAAAAAUCGUACUUAUAUGUUAUUAAUAAAAUUGUGAACUAUCUAUUUGUACUAUUCUAAAAUUCGCAAAUUAACUACCUCGCAUAAUAAUUGAAAAUCGAAUAACGUUUCCAUAAUUUGUUUGAUGUUUUUAAUGUUUUUACUAUUGUGUUUAGAUUUUAUAACUUCUAUAAACUUCAUACAAAUGAUCACAAAUUAUAAAUGUGUACAGAAUGUGAAUAUUGUAUAACGUUAUAUUUUUUAUAAUAUAUAAAUUCCUCAAAGAACGUUAUUGAAUACAUAGUUAAAUUAUUUAUUCAUAGCAGUUGGUUCACUAUAAUAAUAUAAUUAUACCCUCGUUAAUUGUUUGAUUGGCGAUAUAAAAUAAUAUAUUUAUACAAUAUUAUUACGAAUCGGUUGUCCAGUUUGUCCAGUUUGUGUCAUUCAGUUCCUGUAGACAGUACCAUGCUAACUAUCAUUGGUGCCUUAAGGCUUUCAUCAUGUUUAGUGCCGGAAAUUGAUAUCCAUCUAAAAUAUGGAGACCCGAAAACCUAGUUUAUCCCUUUACCACCUCCCUUGUACAGCCCUGACUGUAUAGUUUAAGUGGUGUUUAUAAGAUGGUUCUUGCGACAAAUUUGUUUGAAUAUUUGUAUGAGUACAAUAAAAAAUUGUAUUCUUUUAAAAUAUAGGUAGCGUUAUAUUAGUACAUGAAAUGCUGUGAGUUUUACGAACUUGAUUAAGAUUAUAAUUUUAAUCACUUCACGUAUUAUAAAUAAAAAAAAAAAUUCAAUAUUGUACUAAAUUUUUUUCCACAAAAUAAGUAUCCUUAAACUCUAGAGGGUGGAAUGAUUCGUAAGUGGAUGUCUCUCUACGGUAACGGGUGGGUAUGCGAUAAUAUUACGAUAUAUAUUUUCAAACAGAGAUUAUUUCGGUACAAUAUCGAUUAUAUUAUUGAUAGUAGACUCGUACGUCCUCUUUUUUUCGAUAUCAGUAGAAUUCGACUGUAAGCCGCUGAACCGUAUGCGUUCUAUAUACACAACACUAUAUUAAUGAUAAAAUCUUAAUCUUUACCAGUCAUUAAUUAUAGCAAUUUGCUGUUGCCUCGUUGUGCAAAUGUAAUAAGAGGACCUAAUACCCAGAUUUACUGUCUGUCCAAAACUAAUGAGCGCCAUAGACAAAUAUACGAUAUUUAGAACAUAAAUUAUGGAAUUUAGGUUGAAAUUUGAAUUUAAACACAAUUACACAAAUUUAAAGAGGCGCAUAUUUUGGAGGGAUGUACGUACUGUUUUUUAUUACUAUUUAAAACUAUUUUAAAAAAAAGCAAAAUUAACGCGGCUAUAAUGUCUUUGUACGCUAAUUAAAUAAGUUAUAAGUAUACGAGUUUUAAAAGGGCUAAAUAAUGGCUAAGUUAUUAAAUUGUUAUUUUUCACUAAUCGUUUUCAAAAAAUCGAAAUACGGAGAUUACCGGACUACGGAUUUUCUAUAUCUUUGUAAUAAUGUCAUAAAGAAUAACACUUGUAUACGAUGAAUCCUGUAUACAAUUUUUGAGCGUUUUUAUGGAACUUAAAGAAAAUAAGUCCAUAUCAUAAAUCAAAAAAGUCGUAGGUGCACACUUUUAUCACAGACGAUUUUUACGUUUUCUUUAAUUUUUUGGACUUGAAACCUUUAUAAUACAAAGAUUAAAAAAAAAAAAAAAAAUUAACACGAAUAAAGCGGACUAUUGAUAUUUUUAGGCCGUCGUACCCGUGAGCGUACCUCACGAUUACCUAUGCGACGCGUAAAACAUGAAUAAGGUGUGAACAGGAAUCCGCAGGGAAAGCAGCAGCGUACUUCCCCCGUAGUAACCAUAUCAUUAAAUAAUGAUGUAUAUAGGAGCUAUAAUGCUAGCUAAAAAAUAAAAUAAUACGAUCCGCGAGCGUUCAUAAAUAUAAUAUAUUAUAUUGUUAUUAUAAAACUUGUUCUCGUCCAAGUGUAUAAUAUUAUACAUAUAGUAACAGAAAUCGCAUAGCCCGCAACGAUAGUGAAUAUAAUAAUAAAAAAAAAAAAAAAUUAUAAAACCGGACUACUCGGCGACCAAUACCGUUCGGCGUAAGUAAGUAUAAGCAUAAACCUAUAUUACGUUGGUUUUUUUUUUCGCCCAAACCCGGUUUUCUCGUCGUUUCCGGGACUGCGCGAUGGCGUUCCGUCGGGCGAGGGAAGGACGGGCGGGGAGAGGUUUUGGCAUGGUGGAAAAAAAAAAAAAUUAUUAUAAACACCUUCGCGUAUAUACUUUUAAGUUAUAACAACAGCGCACUAGUGUACGUACGCGAAAACGUAAAGCUGCCCACGCGUCUGCGGUUCUGUCUUUUGCCGGGGAACCGAUAAAACAACUGCGUCGCAAACGAUCGCCGCCGCCGCGAGGACGGAAUCUCGCGUUUUCGAAUAGUUUUCGGGCCAAAACUCUCCGUCGCCGCAUGGUCAGAAUCCAGAAAUAACCGCGGAGGCGAGGCGCGUUCGGCAUCGCGAUGAGGACUCGCGCGUGUCACCGUCGCCACUGCAACCGCACGAGGAAUCGUCCGUCGCGCGUGAGUACCCGCCACAGACUCUCUCUCAUCCGUACACAUACGUAUAUCUCAUAUACGUCUUUUUAUACAGCCUCUCAUCCGAGUUCGGCCGGAACGUAUAACCGGGUCGGUUUUAAUGGCAUUAGGCCUUACAGGUUUCAAACGUUUUGCGCGCGAGCGUAACGCCCCGUAUACUUGUCGGCCCAAACAGCCCGAACAUAUUUCCGGGGGAGUUGGCGGUUUUCUAAGUGUACACCCGAAACCUAGAAACAUCGCCACGUGUGCGUCCCUUCGACGUCUGCACCAGCGGCGACUGGUCGGACGAGACAAGUGAGACGUUUCGGGUUUCUCAUGACGACGGUAAAAUUAUACAUGCGUAUGCAAGUUUAUUAUAAACACAUUUUUCGCGCGUUUCGAAAUCUUAAAACGAAUUUCGUUUCAGAAAAAUAUGCGUGUGCCUAUAUACCCGCUGAAAACGUUUGAACAUUCGAACUGAUCACUGCGGUGUCGCGACCGGGAUUUUUUAAAUGCGGGAAGGGGGGGGGGUGUCACGUGUCUACGUUAAGAAGAAAAAAAAACACGUUUAUGUCGCUUCGACACGGACGCAGCGGGUGUUCAGACACCCGGAACACCCCACCGAUUGCGCCACUGAAUCGCCGAUAUCCCUGAAAAAAAUCGCCAAACAACCGGCGAACGACCGAACGCCGUCAUCCCGUUUUCUACGCGUGCACGGUGCACCCGCACGUUCGUCUCUUUACGUGUAACACUACGUGUAGCACUUGUGAUUUUUCAAAAUAUCCGUCUCGCCUUGUGCCCGAGUCGCCGCUGGUCCGCGGGCAACGCUAUUCGCUCGAUCGGCACACGUAUACAGUCGUCUCGAUGUGUUAGUCACGGGCGUCGUUGUGCCCGCAGUCCACGGAACGUCCGUGCGCGACCGCUAAACGCGUCACGCUUGUACAGGCGCCGGCCGUAUCGCUGUAUACGCGCGCGCAGGACCUACCGCCGGGGGGGUAGGGGGCGAAUUUAGGAGACUGCGGCCGCCCGGGCAAUAGCCGCUAGGGGCGGCACCACGACGCCGAGAUGCGCCACGGCCGGUGGAACUUUUCAUUCGCCGAUUCAAUUUUCUUUGAUAUUUUACGCCGCCCUACGGCGACGCGUGGCUUGCUUGUGCGGGCCUGAGUAGGACUCGUUUUUUAUUUUUUCUCUAUUAGCCCAGGGGCGCCUAUUACGUAUAUCCGGCUCUGCAGAACCGACGGGAAGCAUAACGAUGUAUAGUCCGCGAGGUUCUCUCUUAAUAAUCGUUUUACGCAACAACUGUACAGAGAUGUGCAGAGGAACGAAACGUCGUCAUCGUCGCAACUACCGCAGGCGUCGGUGUGGUGUGCUUGCGCAAUAUUUUAUUUGACCCACGCACUCCAAAUAAUAAUAAUAAUAGAUAACGACGCGUGUUAUAGAUACGCGCGCACGCACACACGUGCAGCUUCGAGUGCCGCCGCUGUAUUGGGCGAUGGGUUUGAUAUGCGCGUUACCCCCCCGUUUCCCGUCGUCGUAGCCGCUGUUCUUCCUCUUGUUUUUUGUUUUCCCUCCCUCCCCCCUACACACUUUUGCGCCGCCGCCGAUUACGCGAGAUUAUUUCCGUGCACACAACUAGAGCAGCGCACGACCGCGGUCAAAAAUAUAUUACAAUACACGGGUUGCCGCGUGUUGUACGAAAGUUACAACGGACAAUGUUACGAUGACGUAGGUCAUAUAUAUAUAUAUAUAUAUAUAUAUAUAUAUGUGUGUAUAUAUAUAUAUACGUGUACAGGUACACGCACCUACCGUGCACGGGCGCACUCCAGCCGCAAUCGCAUUGUCGCACAAGUUAAUAAUAUUAUUGUUAUCGGGCGCUUAAAAUAGAUGAUAAUCGAACAUCGUCGCGCCGUCGUCUUUUCGAGAGCCGCGGCGUCCCGCGAUAACACACACCUGUCGCCGCCGCGGUACACCUACCUGUAACAAGGUGAAGGUGAGGGCGAUGCGUUCGUCCGCGUGCAUAAUGUUAUACACCGGCGGCGCGGUGACGGCGACAACGGCGGCGACGGCGACGACGACGGCGGCACAACAAUAAUUGUCAUUGUCGAGGCCGAUGGACGAACGAACCGGCAGUUUCGACCGCGCUUUCGAUGAAACCGGUUAACAAAAUAUCGCAUUUAUCCGUAAACGCGCACGCAAGUCUCCGGGACUUUUGAACUUUCCACAAACACGGCACCGUAGCCGUCACACCGCGCAGACAGUCGUCAUACCGUUUCGCAGACUCCGUCCGUCACCAUCACGACUGUUACACAUACGUACACGUUUUUAUUCGGUAAGCGAUUUUUUUGGAUUUUUUUUUUUUUUUAAAUUUUUUUUUUGUCCGUCUAAUGUUAUUCACUGAUGUUACGAACUCGCCCGCGCGAUUCCGGGAUUUUUCUGCUGACCGUUCGAUUUCGACGUUUCCGCAACGGCUAAAAAUACUCGGUCAUCAAGACGCGGUACCCGGUGAAGUCACCAAAUCCCAAUAUCUGCGCGCAUAUUCUUCGGCCGCGACACCGUUAUUUUUACUGUACGACAUCGCGAAAUCGGGAUUUUCGUUUUGUACAUCAUCCGUUCCAUCUAUGAUAAGCUAUUUACCGGAAAUUUAUCGGAAAUGUCCCCUUUGGCCGCAUCUUACUAAAAAUGAAAAAAAAAAAAAAAAAAAAAACAAAUUUCACGGUUGCUAUAGCUGACAAUUUCUAUUGUUCGGUGUAAAUCCGUAUCAUCAGAACCGACGACAGCACCCGUACACUAUUAUACAUACGUACCUGUACGUUUAUUCGUUAAUGAACACAUUAGAUCGAACACAAUAACAGACGUAUCUACUUAAUUUUAUGAUUAAAAAUUAUCGGCCUACCUUUGAUUUUUUUUUUACGAACAAUUUCCCAUUUUUACAAAUUAUAUAGGUACCUAAAUGUUAUAUUGACUGACGACAUGACAAUAUAAUGUCGCGUGAUUAUCGUAUCAAAGCGAGUAUGUAUCCGCGAUAGGUACGCAUAAUAAUGCAUAAUCAUUAUCGUAUUGUAUAAUUAUCAUUGUCUCUUAUCGACAUUUUAUUACGGUCUCAUAAAAGACGGCGCUGGGUUUAAAAUAUUGUAAUGUUAUAUAUUUAUGCGACAUCCAUCACAUUGGCGGAAGGAAAAAAAUAAUAAUGGUAUGUACUUAUGCUUUUGCAGUUUACAUCAGACGCGAGAGGAAUUAAACCACCAUUUGCUGCGGGUUUACGUACAUACAUAAUGUAUGACCUUUAAUAAUUCUGUCUUAUAAUCGUUCCAUACUCUCGUACUCAUAUUUGAUUUUCCGUUUGUUUUUUUAGUUAUUCUGAAAUAUAGAAUAAUAGCAACCAGGUUACGCAUAUACGUAAAGCUUUAAAGUUAUACAAUUUAUUAUUAUUGUGUAGCAACGCGUACUUACCUGCAACGGCGCGAAGGUUCUUGAAAACCCAUUACAUAUCUACCUACGUCACAAUAAUAUUACCUAUAUCUGAAUAAGGUCGUCUACGUUAUUAUACGAAUGCCGAUAUCGCAGUGUAUAACACGAGUAGAGAUCGUCCGUAUGACAAGUACGCAGUGCCUAUGUAAUAAACUUGAAUAGCGCGGGUUAAAUUUAAGAAGGAAACAUCAUACUUAUUUUUUUUUUUUCCUCGCGAGUAGGUAUUGUUGGUAUAUAUAAAUUGAAAAUUUGACUGCGCGUAUAAUAACCAAAUACAUUAUUUUUAUAUAUUGCAUAGUAAUACGAGUAUAUUAUUAUAAUAUAUGUGCAGACAAUAAUAUGGGCGUAAACGAGUUUUUUUUUUUUUUUAUUAUUAUUAUUAUUGUGUUGAAACAUUUUCAAAGUUUACACAUUAUUGUAUAGCUAUCUACUAUACAUGUACACUAUACGUACACGAGUAAUUAUAUUGUAUUUUUUUGUAAAAUUGGAAAACUUUCGACAUCACUCGAAAAUGUGCAGUGCGAACAGUGUCAUGUUUUGUCAUUGAACUAACGGAUUAGAUGCGAAAUAACAAAAAAAAAAAAAAAACAAUAAUAAUAAUACCCGAUUUUUAAAUACCCGAUCUAAUAGUAUAACAACGGCAUUGAAUUAAAUACAAAAGUUAUAUAGUACCUACCUAUAAAUACAAAUGUUUACAUAACAUUGCUGUGUAAUAGAAAAACAAAACGAAAACAGAUUCCUGCAGGCCUAUUAGUAAAAGUGUAUCUAUGUUUUGCCAAACCAUUCCAGAUUUUCGUUCGGUUUAUAUCCUACUGAUUGUACUAAUUUCGGUGCUCCAUUUGACAAUUAUUUUAUUGUUUUAUACAUUUUUAAUUUUGUUUACUGUGGCCGAAACCCAAACAAAUAUUAAAAUUGAAUUGAACCAUUAAAUAAAUAAUACUACUACCAUAAUUCAAUAUUGUCAUCUUAAUAAUAGCAUGUGUUACCCUAAUACUGAGUUUUUUAUACAAUUUUAAUUAAGAAUAUGCAUAGCACAUAUAUAUGUAUAUUUCAUUUAUAAUAUAUAAUUUAUAACUAAAGUAAACUAUUUCGAAUAAACCUUUACAUUAUAAUUGUUGCUUAUAGUAUCCUGUUAUUUUCAUAUAAAUUAUAUUUGCUUAUAUUCAAUUAGGUGUAAUUACAAGGAACUAUAUUUUUGAUCCCAGGGAAGAAGGGCUCAAGUCAUUUUUGGAAUUUUUUUUUUAUAAUUUUGUCUUAUGUAAUAUAUAUUAUUUCAGUCAAAGUGCCACAAGUGUAUAUUAUUUUCAAAAUUAGUGCACGAAGUGUGUUUUCAAAAUUUAAUUUACUUGUAUUGAAAACUAUAAAAUUAACUUAAGCCCUUCUUCGUUGGGACCAAAGAUAUUUAGUUAUAUUUCCUAAAGUAUUAAUAUUACAAAAGUGUAGUUUUUAUUUAUUUAUUUUUCGUUAAAAUUGUACGUAAUUUUUCAAAAAAACAUCAAUAGAAAAAAAUUAAUUUUUAUUUUCAUAGCAAAAUACUUAUACAUUUCAUCGUACGAUUAUAAUAUAUUCCUAAUCAAAUUAAAAUACAUAAUAUAUAAUAUUUAUUACAUAUUAUGUUGUAGAUAUAUUAAUAUUGCAUUAUUGAAAUUUGGUGCAACUCGUUUGCGCGCAUAUAAAAUGUUUUACUUGAAAUUUGACAACUCUGCGCACAUUUAAAAUAUGUUUUACCAGCAAUCGACGAAUCAAAAUUUUUAAAUAAAAUUUAUUUUAUAUUCUAUACAUAAAUAUACAUUAUACAUAGUACCCAAGCACAACAAAAAUUGUCCCUCUCUCACAAACAUUGUACGAGUAAUAGUCAAUGGGUACAACCAAAAUUUGGUAUACAUAUAUAUUAUAAUAAAACAACACGUCUCGAUCGUCGAGGUAUUAAUUGAAGUAUAUUAUGAAUCAUCAACACAAAUAUACUUCAAUUUAUAUUGGAUUCUAAGCAAAAUGAGAAGUAUAUCAGCUUUACUAUGACAUAUUUUUUUCUGCCUGUAAAUACAUUUUAAACCGAUAACCUUGCUUCAUUCGUGAAACUUCAAAACAAGUUUAACCAAACUUUGCUCAAAAUUAUUUUUCGUUGUUAAUGAUUAAUCGUUAUAUAUAUAUAAAUUAAAUAAUUACUCUAUAUAUCCUAUUUCCCUAACUUUCCUACUAUAAUAGUACCACAUCAAUCAGCAGUAUCAAUUCUUUUGCAUAUUUAUUCGUGUUUUCUUGGCUUAUUUGUUUAGUUUUAAAAAUAACUAUAUUUAAACGAACCGUUGAUUAUUUCAUAUCAUUUUGUUUGAUUAAAUCAAUAUUAUAAUGGGUUUUCUUUUUAAAUUUUACGCUCAAUCCAUUAUACCUAUAUAAAUAAACAUAGGUUGUAUUUAAUAAAUUAAUUUUAACAGAGUUUUUAGUUCAAAUGUAUAUUUUUCUUCAUAACACAUGUUACGAGUAUGUGCAGGCCAAACGCAAUUUUUAACUUAGCUAAUGUAAGUAACUCAGCUCAGACGUAUAAUUUAAAAAUUUCUCUUAACCAACAUCAUUGCGACUAUCUUUAAAUAAAUCAAAAUGUCUACUCUCGAUUGGAAUUUUCUUACUAACAUUAAUACGCUUAAUAUAUAAUUUAAAGUUGAAUCAAUUUAUCGUUAAUAGUAAUAGAGAGUAUAACUUAAGGCAAAUGUAAAAGAGGGUUUAAAAAAUAAUAAAUUAAAACUAACCUAACCUACGAUAUAUAGAUAAUGUAUUUGUAUUUAAUACGCUGCAGUCGUUAAUUUUUGAUACAGUUAUUUCAUAAAUAUUCAUCAACUCAUUCAUUACAAUUUAAUACUUAAAUAAAUUACUAAUCUAAGUAAAUUUUCAAAAUGUAAUUUUUUUUGUUUUUUUUUUCGUUUUACGAUAUAAUUUAUAAUACAUUGACUUUAUUAUAAUAUUUGAAUUACACAAAUAUAAGUAACUGCAAAUGCAUAGAAUAUUCAAUGCACAUAAAAAAAGAUACGGACAUACUUUUCACGAUGGGUGGGCCACUAGUGUAGGUGAGAAGUGAAGAGAAUAGGAUAUAAAGGGGAAUUUAAUGUAUAUUUGUACCCAAAGAUAUUAAUCAUUGCUAACUAAAAACGAUUCUAAACGGUUAUACAUGCUUUGAAAGGCCGUAAUAUUUACGAUUUGAAAAUAAUAAAUUUCGUAAAGUUUUCCGUUUUUCCUACGAAUUUUCCCGACUUUUUUCAUUUAUUAUGAAAACCCCAGGACAAAUUAAAAAAUUACCUCCUUAAAGUACUACUUUAGUCAAAUUUCCUUUCAGCAAAAGUGUUAUACUUGAAAAUCACUCCGCUCAGAAUCUAAAAUACCUAAUAAUUAUAAAAAUAAAAACAUACAAUUAUUUUCUUUCUAUGUAAUGUGUCUUUUGCCAUAUUACCAUAUGUAACCUAACCUUUAACCAACACAUAAUCAUUUAAAUUGAAUAUUUUUUUAAUUAAUGAGUUAAAUAGUCUUUCAAUACAUUAUUGAUAGAUCAUAAAUUAAAUACUAACUACAGGUAUGAUUGAUUAGUUGAAUUCUACGUUAUUUUGGUAAAGCGUUUUUAUUGUAUUUUUAUAAUGAAACUAGUGUGAAUAUUUCGUACAAUAAUUAUAAGGAAAAAAAAUGAUAAUAUUAACCACCAUUAAUAUACGAUUUUUUGACAUUAGAUAGUGGCAAAAAAUAGAAUAUUUGAUACUAAUGCAGUGUCAAGAGUUAAAUUUAAAAAUAUUGAUAAUACUUUUCCAAAGAGUUAAAACUUUGUAUAUUUUAAGGAAGGAACAUUAAAAAAACAAAAUCCGGAGUUGAUGUACAAACAUUUUAGAGGGUAUUAGUGGUCAACAAAAUCGAAUAAAAAAAUAUUAUUUAUAUAAUUGAACAUUUGAAGUUAUUACAGGAACUGCAGAAUUUACUGACUCCUAGUGCAGCUGCACUUUUUUUCGUUUUACUUUAAAAUAUAAUAUUUAAAAAACGUUGAUAUUAUUGUAACAUCGCGCACUGUUACAGUCAGUGAUUAUGUAUUAUGACGUCACGUUAAAUGUGUAAACGACUAUAACACCACUGGCCUCCAAAGAACAAUUAUUAUUGAAGUAUACUGACCACUGUACACUUAUAUAGCACACAGUUUGAAUCCUAUAGUUUAUUUAUUUAUUUAUUUAUUCGUUUAGCUUAACGCUUAAAGUAAAUCAACAUCACAGCAAAUCUAAUAUUAUAAAAGUAGUAAUAGUGAAAUUAAAUAAAAAGAAAAUAUAAUCAAAUUGUUAAGAUGAUUAACAUAUAGGUACAAACAUAAUGUAAUGAUAUCACGGAAAUGUAUAAAAGGCUAACUAAAACGACUAUAGUAUUUAGUUAUUGCUUCACAAUUAUUAUGAUAUACAGGGUGUUCAUACACAGACGCACGUCCAAUUCCCUUAUCCGUUUUAUUGCUUCCGGUGUGGUUGCAUGUAUGCCCUUCGAAUCCUGUAGUAUAUAUUGUAUAAUACAUAAUAUAUGGACAUUUUUUUUAAAUACCGGGUUUUUUAUUUUUUUCAUUAACCAGCAAUUAUCUUGGAGGAUUUUAUGUGAAUUAAAUUUCUGUUUUAUUUUAACUAUUGUAAAAUUAGCUUUAUUUUCAAACCAUUUUUAAUAUUUUACCCCCACUCCAAAACCUUAAAAAAAGGAUACACAGUAGAUUCCGCCUAAUGUGGCCACCGAUUAAUGCGGGUAGCCGCCUAAUGUGGCCAUAAUGGUCUAGUCCUGAUUCUAAUGUGUAGCGAUAUCAUUUCGUUUAAAAUGGGCAACCGUUUAAUGUGGGCAAUUGUAACUGGUCCCAACGUGCCCGCAUUAAGCGGAAUCCACUGUACAUUUGUUUUUCAAACAAGAACCACUUUUUGAACACAGAUUCGAAUAGAGAAUAUUUUUCUAGACAUUUUGCUAUCCAUAACACUAAUAUCAGAUUUACCGUUUAUGAGUUAUAACUGUUUAAAGUUGAGACCACAUAAGAGUGGGGAAGAAUUAUAAUAAAUUGCAUAUUUAUUUUUAAAAGAUAAAUUUAUAACUAUUCCCUACUCUUCCAGUCUAAACUUUAAACGGUUGUGACUCGUAAGCAAUAAAUCUGAUAUUAGUGUUUAUUAUAGUGUUAUGCAUAUCAAAAUGUCUAGAAAAACAUAUUCUAUUCGAAUCAUUGUUCAAAAACUUUAUUUACGAUGUAUGGAGUAGGGGUAAAAAUUAAAAAUGGUUUGAAAAUAAAGUUUAAACGAUUCCACAGGAUUAGAAAAACAGAAUGUUAAAUUCACUUAAAAUCCUCCAAGAUAAUUAUUGGUAAUUCAUGAUAAAAAAAUCACUCUCUAUAAAUAUAUCAUGUUUAAGAAAUUAAAUGGUACAUUUGAGUCGUUAGAAUAGAUAUAAAAUCCUCAGAAACAAGGAAUUUAAAUUUGAAGAAAAUUAACUUCCCAUUUUUUUAGGGGAAGGGGUGUAGAAUUAGUAGUAAAGAUAAUAAUCAUCAUAAAAUUGCACAAUAAAAGUUUUGACAUUUUUGAAAAAUCGAGAAAAAAUCAUAUUAUUAAAACUUUAGAUGUCUGUUCCGGGGAAAAUUUUAAGACAGAAAUAAAAAUAGAAACAUUCGAAUAUGGUGCCAAAUAUAGGUGUAUAAGUAUAAGGGAUCUAUUGGUUUUACAAUGAUGUUUUUUUUUUCUGUCUGUAAACAACUUUUCGAAAAUAAAUUUUACUCCGAUAUAUAGAGUAUAGUACCUUUUUUGAAAUGAAAUUUUCUUUAGUUGUUGCAUUAAAUACAUUUACAUUUGUGCCAUUUUUGAGCUAUUUAUAGACAUUUUAUGUUGCGUGUUUUUACUUAAUUUUUAUUUGGGAGGUACUAUUUUAAACUAAACAGAAUGCUUGGAAAUUUUACAGGAAGUUAAUUAUAAGUCGUACUAGGUGGUCAAAAAAAAACUUAAGUGAAUGUAGCAUUUUUUUUUUUUUUUUUAUUAGUGUUUUAAAAUUAAAUUUUGAUGAAAAUCGUAAGGUUAAGUUUAAUAAAACAUUUACAACCAAAUUUUACACCGAAUUGUUUUUUUUUAGCAUUAGUGUAUCGUUGAUUAUCGGUAAAACAAAUAACUUUAUGGAUAUAACCUUCCCAACUGCCCACCUACAGAAGUGGCACAUCCGUCCCCAGUAUCCGUUUUUAUUUUAUUGUUUAUAACUGAUAUUGGCACUGAAAAUGUAUACAUUAUUCGUUUGUUUUAUUUUUCUUAGUUUUUUGUUGAGCAAAUUAGAUUCCGAGCAUAGCAAGGGAGCUAUUGAUUUUACAAUGCUGUUUAUUUCUUCUUUGUUCUAGUCUGUGGACACGUUUUUUUUAGUGAACUUGCUCCGAUUUUUACGUAAAAACAUUUUUUGAAAGCUCAAGUUGUCUAAAUUAUACUUUGAGAGGUCAUUUUUAAAUAAAAGUAUCUAAGUGGGAAAAAACGUAAGAAAACCUACAAUUUCACGAUUUCAAUUAUUUUAUAAAAACAUGGAUGACGUUUUCUAUCAGAAAAAAUGAUUUAAUCGAAAAAUCACAGGUACCUUUUUGAUUUACUUUCUUACGGUAUAAUAGCUAAAACUUAAGAGCCACUUUUGAGCUUUUAAGGAACUUUUUGCUGUAAUGAGGUUAUAAAUUCACGUAGGGACUUGAAAUUUGGUAAUAAUACUUAUAUUGGAAUUAUCUAGACGUGGUUAAAUUUCUAAAAUCAUUGGACGACUUUUUUUUCUUUUUAAAUUUUUUUACAAUGACACUUUAUUUAUUUUUUUUUUUGUACUGUAGAUCACUUUUAUUCUAGAAAAUUUGCUCCAAUGUAUAAGUAUAACAACUUUUCUGAAAGUAAAUUUUAUCUACAUAGGUCAUUAUUUGAUUUUUUAAGCGGUGUUUAAAAUAAAAAUGAUUAACUGGAAAAACAUUUUGUUCACGAUUUUGUUAUUUUAAAUAAAAUAACGCCCCAGCAUUUAAAAUGUGUUGAGAUUAUAUUAUUGUAAUAUUAAUAACCAAUUCGAUUAGAAAACAUAAUCUUAAAUAUGUAUAGGUACUUACUAUAUAUAAUAUUUGGGUGUUUUUUUUUAAAUGUUCGCUUCUAAGUAUAUGAAUCGUUAAGUAGUGAGUGAUUUAUGUUAGUUUUUUUUUUCUUAUUUAAACCAUUGAAAGUAUACGAAAACCCAUUCGCUACGAUACGCGUGUGUAAAUGUCAAAUGAUAAGGACAUCGAAUCAAAAUGUUACGGGUUCUAAUAUUAUGUUAAACUGUACUUUUAUAACUAACACUAAGAUCAAUUGUUGACAGAUUAUUAAUUAGGUAUGUGAAGAAAGACGCUUGUAUUAUGUUAUGAUAUUUAUAGUUGACUGACAUCGGUAUCAACCGUAUACGAGUGAUAAACGAAAUACUCUAUUUGUGUAAGAAUCGCUGUUCUAUUUUUAGUACUUAUAUACUUAAUUAUAGUAAUUAUAAAAUACUCCGUAAUGACUUAAGAAGAAAUAUAUUUAAUUUAAUACCUCUGCUAUUAUAGAGAUUAGUAAAACUCCGUUACAAUAGGCAUGUUAUACAGUGUGUUUCCUUCUAACACGGAAUAUUUCUGUCCAAUGAUGACUUGGGAUUAAAAUGGACUUUUUUGACAGGAGUUAAGGAAUACUGAAAUAUACCUUUGUUGACAAUUUUCAAAUUUUUAGCCAUUUUAUUGUGCGCAUACGCCAUACAACUUGCAUUUUUAAACGGCAACAUGCAUUUUAAACACCAGAUUUGGAUGGACCGAAAUUGACUACAUGACAAAAAAAAGUAUUAAGAUUUUUAAAAGUAACUGAUUUAAAUUGAAAGUUUAAUCCGUUUUCAUUCGGUCAAUUUUGGAUUUAGAAUCAUGGUUAAAAGACUAACAUAACUUAAAAAAUUCAGUCCAUCCAAAUCUAGUGUUUAAAAUACAUGUUACCAAAAUGCAAGUUGUAUGCACACAAUAAAAAAGCUUAAAAUUUGAAAAUCGUCAAAAAAUGUGUAUUUCAGUAUUCCUUAGCUUCUCCCGAAAAUCCUAUUUCAAUCCGAAGUCACUGGACAGUAAUAUUCCAUGUUAUCUUUAAAAGGAAACACACUGUACAUUAUGUGUGAAUGUUAGGUACAAUAUUAAAAUAUAGUUAAAAGUAGAUAAUAAUAUCGUAUACGAGGGAAUAUUUAAAUGAUUUUUUUUUAUUUUUAUUUUUUAUGUUGCGUGUUUGCAUUACCACAAGUUAUGUUAUAUUAUUAUUAGUUUCAUUUUCGUAUUAGGGAAAUAUAAUACCGAUAUUUUUUUCGUUGUCCAACACAUAUUAUUAUAAUCAGCGUGGCAGAAAUUUAGACUUAUCAAUCGGAUAAAUAUAGUGAAUAAUGAAUUUUGAAAUUAGAUUUUAAUUUAACAUAAAGUUCACAUGAGAUCAGCCACUUUUUUGAUGUUUAGUCUUAAUUGUCAAAAAGUUUAAUUUGAAAAUGCAUACAAAUGUUAAAAAAAAAAGUUUUAAUUAAAUUUACCAACAGUGUUUACAAAAUUUGCGUGGCCAUUUUUUACCAAUUCAUUACAACAAGAAAUAGUUUCAAAAAUCACAUUUAAAAAUUGUUCAUUUUCAAUAUUUACUAUUGGAUGUACACGGUGAUGAGACACUCUGUACCUAUAUUAAUUUUCAAUUAUAUCACAUCUAAAAAAUAUUGUUGCAUUAGCACUAAACUAUAAGUUCUAUUGUUAUAGUUUAGAUACUAUUUCAAAAACAAAAAAUAUAUUUAUAGAAUUUAUGGAUUAUGUUUUAGAAAUUUGGUAAUUUUAUUGAUUUUUGUUACAUGAUUCUAACAUUUUUAAUAAUAUUUAUACGUAGAUUACAUAUAAAUAUAUAAGUAUAAAUUAUACCUUCAUUUAACAACCUUUUGUAUUCAAAUUAGAACCAUAAUAUUGAUAAUGUAUUUUUUAAAUUUUAUGAUAUCUUUACUAGAAUAUGGUUUUUUCACGUACCAACCUAUGUAUUCAUUUUAACUGUUGUCUGCAAAUUGUAUUAAAUCGUGAAUAAUUAUCGUAGUAAAAACUAAAAACUCAAAUUUAAAUCUUUGAUUUGCAUAUUUUUCAUAAAUUAAUUUUCUAUUAAAAAUGAAGGAAUAUAACAAAAAUGAGCAAAGAUGAAGGGAAAACAGAAAACGGAAAUAUUUUAAAAGAAGGCAUAUAUCAACGAUGGAGACACGUGAACUACGGGCAGUGCUGCACAGUGGAGAAUUUGAGAGUGAGCGAUAGGAGAAAUCCCCCCUCCGAGAGCUUUUUUUUGACAAAGAUAACUUAAUAAUAAAAAUUAACAUAAAAAGAUUAAUAACAAUUUACAAUUUAACUACUUUUCAACCCAAAUUUUUUUUCCAAUUAUCAACACCAGUUAUGAAAUAUAAUUAAAUCGACAAUAACUAUUAUUAAUUUGUAAUAAAUCAUUUCUAAUAAUUGAAUACAGAUAUAAGUCAAUAAAAUCGUAAUAGGUUUCUACUAUCAUAUAAUAUAUGUAUACCUAUAUAUACUAUUUCUCAAUAAAAAUUAAACCAUAGUUAAUUGAGACAUAAAAAACUGGGCAUUAAUUUUAAAAUUAAAAACAUAAGUGUCAAAUGCUCUAAUUAGUCUACAUUAAUAUAAUAUAUGAUCGUGGGAAAUUAAACUAUACCUAUAUAAUAAGUGUACUUAUUAAAAAAUAUAAAUUCAAAUUAAACUUAAUAUUAUUGUUAUGCACUAUUGAAAAUUACUACUUAUUAUGUAAAAUUUUUUAAGAAAGAGUUAACAAGACGUGCGUUUGACAUUUGUAUGGUACUAUUUAUAGGUUAAUGCGUUAAUAUGUUAAAAUUAAAAUUGAAUUAACGUUAUCAAUCCAAUGGGCGAUGAUAUCUAUUUCAGUUAAUAUAAUAUUAAUAUUUGUACACUUGAUAAUUAUUAAUUCCAUUAUCGAUAUAAUAGACAAUAUAGCAAUGUACCCAUUUAAAUUAAUUAUUGUUUUUAACAUGUAUAGGUACCAUCGAAUUUAUUAUUUAAAGUUAUUAAAUUGAUUUGUGUCAAUUUUAUUAGAGACGUUAAUAAUAUGCAACGCAAUCAUAAUAUGUUUUUGUAAUACUAUUUAUACGACACUAUUUGUAUUAAUUACUCAUCCAUUUUGUUUAAUAUUUCAUUUGAGAGUUUAACUUAAUAUUAAUAUUUAAAAUAUUAUUAUUAUUAAUGUUCAAUUACCAAUUUAAUUCAGUUUACCUGUAGAUACUUUAAUAUUCUUAAAGCCACAAUAUAAUAUUAUAAGCCGCAGUGUAAUAAAUAUUGAAAAUAAUUAAGUAACAAAUGAUUUAGAUCUACAGGAUAUGUGACGUGAUAUAGUUCGUCGUCAAGUGGUAUAAUAUAUUUUUCAGACACGUGUGCCUAUAGGUAGGUCUACUACGCAGUUGUUUUGAAACUGUUGAGUGUCGGUUCCUGCAUCUGGAGGGGUGAGAAAAUAUAAAUAUAGAAAACGACGAUGGUUUCUUAUCCCCUGCAUGAGACUCUAUCUUUUUAUUUAAAGAUCAUGCAUAUAUGCAUUCGAGCAAAACAAAAUAAAAAAAUACAUCCAUAACUAAUCGAAUACCUACCUAAAAUCUUUGUUGCCCACAUUCCUUCCUCACAUGUGUACUUCUUUAGCAAUUCACUAACUUGAGGCUAAUGCCACAUUUACGUAUUGUUUUUGUUGAUGAACAAGAUACAUUUGCUUGCUUAUAAAUAUAAUACUAAUACUGAACAAUAUAAUAAGUACCUAUAAAUAUGUUUAAAAAUGUAAAUAUUUUCUUUGAAAACUGAAAUAAUAAAAAAUGACCAAUAAUUUAAAAACUAUAGUAAACUUGUAUAAAAUAACGUUAAAAAAAAUAAAUCGCAAAAUAAAAUUAAUAUAGUAUAGAUUUUGACAAAAUACUGUACAUUCAAUACGCACAACAAUUUGACGUAAAAAAAUAAUAUUAUUGAACUGAUUUCAUUUUCUAGGUAUAACCCACGAAAUGUAUCAAAAGCAUCGCAAUUUUGCAGACAGUAUAUUGACAAACCUUUUUCUAAUUAUUUGUGCGAACGUUUUUUUUUUCUAAUUCAUCUUUUUACUAUACUAUAUAUAAUAAAUUAUUCUGUAUAUAACUAUGUAUAGACUAACAUGGCAUGACUAUAAUAUUAUUAUUUAAUCGGUUUGGUCUAUUUAUAGACCUAAGGUCUAAUAUAUUAGUAUUAAUUCACCUCAGAUAACUUUUGCUUCGUGAUAAAAUACACGUACACGUUAUUAAAAAAAAAUUGGUAAUUUUUUAAUAAAACGAUAGGUACCCAUUUACCUAUAACCUACAACAUACGUGCACUAGUUACAAGUUAAAGGUUUCGAAUGUGUAUUAUAAUAUUAUAAGAAUAAAAAAAACAUUUCAUGUUAUACAGAAAGUGCAUUAGUACCUACGGGUAAAAUAAUAAAUCUAAUAUACGAAUUUUUCAGUUAUUAUUUCACCGCGUUACUAUAAUACGCUAUAUAAAACCAGACAAUGUUAAUGACUCACCGGAGUACCUAUUUAACAAGUUAAUUAACAUUCCUUGCAUUUAUAAAUAGUUUGCAAUAGUUAAAAAUUCAAUUCAAGCAACGUAAUCACGCGCAACGGUGUUCGUAUUGUUGACUGUUUUCUUAUUUUGACUGUAAAUAUAACCUAUUUCAUUUGUAAAUAAAAUUAUGACAUUUUUAGAUUCUAAGUAAAAAGAGGAUUAUUAUAGUAGUUUUAGUAUAAAAUGUAUUUUUCCCCGUCUUUCUGUAAACAAAUUUUCGACCAGUAAUCGUGUUCCAAUCAUCAACAUCAAAGGCGGACUUAGAACUAAAACAGUAAGGCAUAAAUGUAUGCACAGGGGAGGUAGGAGAGGCAGCUACUCCCCUGCGAGAUUUUACGCCAAAAUAUUUAAAAAUAAAACAUGUUAAAUAUAAUUUAUUAUUAUAAUUAUAACUAUGUGCAAGUUUUGAGGUUUUUUUUGGUUUUACGAAUACAUGUAUUAUACGAGUACAAUAUAUGUGUAUAAUACAUAAUAUAAUAUAUAUUUGUGUAUUUGAAUCCAAAGUUUGUUAAUUGUUGUUCAUGUUUAUUAGUCUUUUAUGUUCAAAUUUAUGUUAAAUUCAUUAAAAACGCAAAUACACGCAAUUUAUUUUUAGUUAAACAUUAAUAUACAAUUUUUGUUUAAAUUUAUUAAAAAACGUUUCAUUGGAUCUUCGCUCAAAAUCGUUUUUUAUUUUCAAUGAGUUUUCGUCGCGCUGCAAAGUGUGUAAACUAAACCAGGUAUCCUAAGUAUCUUACCUUCUCUAUUUCCUACGUACAACAGAUAUCUAUACCCAACCCAUUUUGUAAAGUAAUAAGUAUAUAGGCUUUUUUUAUUUUUCAUUCAAUUAAACAAUACAUACGUUCGUAUUUAGGCACCUACUGUAGGAAACGUAUUACUAUUAUGAUUUAACGAAUACGCGAUACGUGGUGACGUUUAGAUAGGUAAUCGUCAUAUUUAGAGAUAAUACUGUACGAUUUGUAAUUUUUUUCAAGUGUUUAAUUCAUGAAUUAAAUAUUAUUAAAGAAAAAUCAACUAUUAUAACGACGUUACAAUUACAAAUUCACGUCAAUCAAUUUGCUUUUCGUAAUAAAUAUAAUACAUGCACCUACAAUGUAAUUCCUAUGUAGUAGUAGUCUUACUAUAUUAUAGCGAUUAUGUAUACAAUCCGUUUAGACAAAAACAGGUAUUUGAUGUUCCAAACGAUAAACAUUUACAAUUUUACGAUCUGUGUAUAUGUUCUACAGCACGCAUCACAAUGUACAACAUCAUAAAGUAACUCGGAAAGUUGAAUGACGUGUAUUGAUGGUGCGUUAAUAAAUGUCGCUAUCGUCGAAUACGCUCGAUUUUUUUAAAAUAUUUAAAACAAGAGAGGAAAAUACUCGGAGGACUUGAGUAGUGAAUAGGCACCACUACUUCCUGCUACAGUAUGCUAUUAUGGGCAGUGUGCCGAGUGCUGACUGAAUCCUCCCGAAAUCUCAGAUUCCGAAGUAAAUUAUUUCUAGAAAAAAAAAAAAAGACGGGACAUAUUUCGCACGAUGGGUGAGCCACUGUUGCAGGUGAGGGGAAAUUGUAUAUAUAUAUCUGUAUACAUAAUUCAUUGUUAACGAAAAACGAUUCUGAGUAGAGUUCAGUUAUACAUGUUUGAAAGGCCCUAAUACGAAAGAUUUGAUAAUAAUAAUACAUUUCGUACAUUUUUCCAGUUUUUCCAUUUAUUAUGAAAACCCCUGGAAAAAUCAAAAAAUGACCACGGUAUAGUACCGCCCUAGAAAAAUUCCCUUUUAGAAAGUUUUUUUAACUUACUAACUUUAACGUGCACCGGUCUAAUGUAAUAGUUGUGCGUAAUUCGUUCUUAAUAUGGUGUACAAUUAUUACGGGGGGAAAACCCCGCGCGCUCCAAAAAAAAACCUCCCGUUUGCAUAACCUUUUUUUUUCCCGUAUGUCAUUAAUAAUUUGACCGAUUUCACGGCAAUCUAGUGUACCACGACGAUGACUCACGCGUCGGUCUGCAAUAUUCAACUAUCGUCAAUUACGUUAUUGGCGCGUGUUUUUCCAGAAAUUAUAACGUUAGUCCGGAACGUCUCUCUCCCACUUGUUAUGACGAAUAAUGACGACCGUCAUUGCACUCCCUCUAUCUAACACACCAGCCGGUGACGGGUAUUGGGUUUGAUGCCCCGUGAGAUGGCGGAGAAGGUUAACAUCCCGCGAACAAUUUCCAGGGAAGUCCGCGAACGAGACGCCACCGCGGGCGCCUGCGAACGUUCUCGAAUUCCCUCUCCCGGUUCACCGACGGCGCAUUACACAAUACGGGCAGGUAGUUGUGCGCGCACGACGAAUGGGAAUUUCGCUCAGCGGCGGCAAUUCUGCGAUCUUACCUGUUGCCGAUCCGACCGUAAUACCUGUAGUCGUUCUGGUAGUCAUGUAUGCCUGUACGUGCGAUUAUUAUUAUCAUCUUUAUCAUUGAACACGAAAUGGUGAUAACGUGACGCGUCUCACCCAUCGCCGUGGUCCCGCCACCUAUCCACACCCCACCCCGCCCCCCCACCGCCACCGCACCGCAUCCGCCGGGGCCGCGACCCGCGUGUGAAAUCGAAGUAGUGGCACCGCUCGGCGUCGGCAACCGGUUUCGUCCGUGCCGCGUUGCGUACGUUCCCCACCUACUCCUCCUCGUACACGUAGUUUCCACUCAGUCACGCACCGCACACCGCUCAGUUCGGUAUAUAUGCUGCGGCACACAAUCGCAUUUAUAUAUAAUAUACAUGUAUAUGUGUGUGAGUGUGCACGUAUAAAGAAAAUAAAACCACCGAGUUUUUUUCAUUCUACGCAGUGCACAUAACAGGACGGUUGUAGUAAUUUUUUUAUUUUUUUUUUUUUAUAAUCGUCUUUUGCAAAAAAAAAAAAAAAACCAUAAUUUUUCGCCGUUUUUUCGUCUUAUCACACGCCCGUGCACAGUACCUAAACGCCGCCCGAUCACACCGCACGCGGCCCGCGAGUGUGUACCUGCCUGAAACGCCUACAACACCCGUAGCAUACGAUAUUAUUAUCGCGGGCACGCAUCACACGCUCCUCGAUAUUUAUGCACGCGUCGCAUAGCGCAUACACAUUGUACGCACUUACGUAAACACUCGGGUGCAUAGGCGCAUACGGUAUAAUAUCGGACGUCGUGCGGGCAAAGUAAAAAAAAAAAACAAAAAAAAAAAACUUAUAUAAAGCGGAGAUUUUCGCGUCGACGCCGGCAAAUGUGCGCGAACGUCUUGACCGCGCGCAACCGGUCCGGUACAGUGUUUUUUCCGAUUUUCGAUGGGACAUUAUCGCGAUAAUAUUAGUAACAAUAAUAAUCCGUCGUCGUUCGUUUCGGUCGGUCGUAAACUCCGCGCGAAACUAAUACCGCUCAGAUCUUGACCGACAAGUCAGUAUCUGCACAAACGGGACCGUACAUCCGUUUUGCGAACGAAUUAAACAAGACCGUCUCGUCGAUAUUUAUAUAUUGUAAUAAUUAUAUCGUAACAUUAGGGACAAUUGAUUUUUGAUUUUUUCCCUCGAUAUCCGUACAUUACCCAUACCUAUACCAAUACGAACGUAAUAUUACUCGUAUACUAUACGUGCGUGCGUGUGUGUGUGUGUGUAUAUUUUACAGACCGCGUUAAGUUCACACGGGCAAACGAAACCGCGAGGAGACCGUCGUCGCGAGGAAUACGACAGCACCGGCCGCGAAAAUGGCUUGGAUCCGACGGGAAGACCAGAAUCGAGCGUCCAAAAUGGCAUACCCGGCCGUAAGUGUUUUUUCUACGUAUAAACAAAAAAAAACCGCGCCGUAACGUUAACACAUCUUAACACACUAUUCGAAUGUACACUACCUAUAAUUGUAUACUGACUUGCUCGCUGGCUAACCGCUAACCGCGCGGACCGGUACCGUUCGGACAGUAUUAAAACGCAAUUAAAAAACGUUCUGCCGCUGUAACAAUAACAAUAAUAACAAUAAUAAUAAUAAUAACAAUAAUACGUACGACCGGCUCGCUAGCAGGCGCACACGAUCGUCCGCACACGGCUGCGUCGCGUACGCAACACGGAGGCGCGUUCGAUGUUCGGUUUCUUACGACUAUUAUCAUUAUCGUUAUUAUCAUUAUUAUUAUUAUUAUUAUUAUUAAUAUUGCCGUCGCCGAGCUGUAACAAUAAAUUGAUACGAUACUGUGCGGCGGGGACACUUGUCGGACACGCGAUGCGGACCGUGACGCGACGAUUAUUGCCAACCUAAAUCGCCGCGCCGCGGUACGAUUCGCGAUUUUCUCGACGCCACCAUCACCUCCUCCCCCGCCGCGCACCUAUAGAUACCCGUAACGGUAUUGGUACGUGGAAACGGGAUGGAAAACCGGAAAAUGUACCCCGGCCCGAUAACGCGACGGCCGUAACAAAUUACUAGGCGGCAGAGGCGCCAGCUGUAGAAAUAUUUUUCCGGGCGGGCCGGGUUAAACCGCAGUAGUCUGCAGUACGUACGUUUGAACGGGGAAAGACUUGACCAAUGCGAAUGGGCGUGCGGUGUUUCGCGUCAGUUUGAUUGCAGUGGAUUCCGCUUAGUGUGGCCACCGGUUAAUGCGGGCGGCCGCCUAAUGUGGGCGUAAUGGUCCGGUCCCGGUUCUAAUGUACAACGAUACACGUUUCGGUUAAAAACCGUUUAAUGUGGGCAAUUGUAGUUGGGUCCCGACGUGACCGCAUUAAGCGGAAACCACUGUGCUUGCGAUUCGCGCCACCAAUAGGUACAUAUUUCCAUAAAUAUAACGUGUAUUUCGCGCCACAUCUAAGAAUUCAUUUCGGUAAUUUGCGCCUGGACAGAAAACGAAAUACGUAAUCUGCGCCACACUUGCGACAUUCGUGCAGCAUUGAUACGCGUAUGGGACGACGCUAAAAUAUUCGGUUGUUGAUUCCAUCAUCUAACACAACCGUGGUGUAGACAAAUUCUGGAAUUAGGCCCGUCCAAUCCGUGUCAAAAUAAUAAAACAGAAGGGAGCGCGUGCCGAAAAAUUAUGUGGACAUAUUUUUUUUUUAUUUUUUUCGCGGGUGGUGGUUUUUGGCGCAAAUCACGUGUAAGCCCAUACGGAUUUACGGUUUUAACAAAUCGCAUUUAAUUUUUGGCGUGAAAAGCGGACAGGCCCGGGCAUCGGACGCCGGCCCCGGGGACAAGGGACUCGCGAUAAGGGAAAAACUUAGGGGGGGGUAGGGGAAACCGAUCGCCUGCCGAAUAUUCGCCGGGUCGCCGAAUUCACCCGCGCGUCUUCCGGUCGACGUUACGGGUGUGGGGAAAAAAUAUGAAAAAAAUAAAUAAAACAACACCGUACGGCCGCUCGUGGUGGCCCGCGAGCACCUGUAUCGGAACACGAGUCGUAAUAAUUUUUUUUUUUUUUUUCCUAAUCUUAGAAAAUCGACCGAAUGUGAAAGACCUCAUAAUCAACGAAUUAUUGUGGUUCGCGCGCGUAAUAUGUCGCGUAUACAUAUGCACAUAACGCACGUUAAAAAUGUCCGUAAUCAGUAUAACAUAUGUACUGCUCCGUUAAUUACCGACCACUAUACGCUAAGAUGCUAAUGGACAAUAUUAUUUUUUUUAUGCCAGUCGAAACCUUUUGUAUAUUCGUCGCAGACGUGCGUGUUUUGUUCGCGGUGCGCUUUUACGCUGGCGAUCACCGGUUUCGUUAUUUUAUUGCAAACAAAAUCGGGCAAUCGGUAACAAUCGUAAUAAUAAUACGAUCGACACGGACACCUCGACUCGUAUUACCCGAAUGCGACGAUAAUUGUAUUGCAUAUAUUAUUUUAUUCCGUUUGUUAAAAACUAUUUGACAAUUAUUGCAUUGUACCGGCGAUGUUCUCGAUUGUUUUAUUUUAUACGAACAGACUCGGAUUAAUUUUAAUUUAAUUUUUUUUUUUUCCGAUUUUUCUUAACUCGUAUAAUAUUCCAUUUUUGGUUAUUAAGCUUCUUUUUUUUUUUCUGUACUCGAUUCGUUCGUUCGUUUCUACAUAAUAUUCAAUUUGUCAUGAAACCGUCACCAUGCCCGUCGCCGUCGCGUUAUUAGAAAGUCGGCGCAGACUUUUCCCUACUGCCGUCGUCGUUUCACAUCACCGCGGCGAGUCGGACUGCUACAAAACCAUCGCCUCGCGUUAUUUUCCCACUGCACCGUAAAAAUCCUGCUGCCCGGAUUUUCGUAAGAAUGGAAGUCGUCGCGACACGCGGGGGUAAUUAAACGCCUGCCUACCGUUACAUAAAAUGUGUUUUUUUUUUCUUUUUUUUUUUUUCUUCGUCGGAAGCCGACGUUUGUAAUAAGUUUUCCGUCUCUGUCUGUUAAACAAGCGCUAUCGCCGGUUGGCUAACAAGAGGUGUUGCGCCGAGUAUAAUAAUUGUUCGGCUAAAGACCGGAACAACGACACUGUCGUGGCGGGGGCGGGCCCCCCUCGUGUAAGAGCCGUGUGUAUUUUUUAAACAUUUUUAUUCUUUUUUAUAUAUAUAUAAACGUGCAAACUCGCGCCGGCACAAAGAUUUUUAUCGCGCGUCGCACAGCGCCAGAAUUUUAAUCCGAAAAGCGGAGUUCACGCCUAUACGUAGACACACAACACGCACAAUACGAACGAUAAUGGACCUAAUCUCUAUUAUAAUUUCCGGCGAGCCCGAGGAAAAUAAUAAUAAUAAUCCGGUCUGGUAUGCUCCGGGAAUCUUUUUGUCGGCCAUAAUAUUAUAUUAACACCCGUGCGCUAUAAUCACGACGAUAACGUUUUUUCAUUUUUUUUUUUCGCUUCAAUAAUAAUAUCGGCAGGCAAUUUUUCGACAUAACCCUCGAGUGUUUGCCUCGUAAAAUUCGCAAGAUCCUAACGCCAUCGUCGCAUUGAUAUCGCGUCGGUAACGCGAAAUCUAAAUUUGUAAAUGUUUCCAAAACAGGCGUGUCUGUAUCGAUGACAAUACCGUAACAAAACAAACGAUAAUAAUAAAAAUUACAAAUUUACAAUCGUACAAAUUAUAUUUAUAGAAAUAAUUAAUAUCUCGUGUUGUAAAUCAAAUAUUUUCCUUUACGGUUAACGGGAUAUUAUAAUAUUUCCGUUUUAUCAACAAUAUUAUCUUGUUUUUUUCUUUUCUGAUAGACCGAACUGCGAUAACGAAAUUAUUAUUAUUUUCUCUAUGAACUUCAAAACGUAAAUAUUAUUCAAAUUCAAAUAAACAAUAAUAUAUUUAUAAUGACAGUCACCUAUAAUGGCAUAUUUUUUCAUUUUUCUAUUAUUACCAUUUUAUUUAAUACCCGUUAUCACGCAAUUUUCAUGUAGAGAUAAUAAUGAUUUGUACGAUUGUGUAAAACCUAGGUAGAUAAAAAAAGUAUAAUAAUAUUUUAUUAUAUUGAAUGGAAAAUUGUCAAACGUUAUUUUUUUGGUUAUUAAUAAUAUCCCAGUAAAUAUUUCAGAAUCUAACACAGGUUAGAUUUAUGCGCAUAAAGUUUGCAUUUUUUUCGAUAAAUUUAUCGAACAAACGAAUAAUAUUACAAUAUAUUAUAGAAAAAAAAAAAAAAAAAAAAGGAGAAACAAGUAGACACGUUUUAUAUCGAUGUACCUUCCCCCGUACCUACCUAACUAUUCCCGCCGCAUUAUAUCGACGAGAAUCUGAGAGAAACGGUUAAAAGUUACUUAAUUAAUAAUUAUUAUUUGUAUACGUCGACCAAACCGAGACGGUAUAUAUUGUACAGUACUAUGUAUAAAGUUUCUGUUUGGAUAUUGCGAUUUUUGUUCUUUGUUUUCCGCGCAUGUUCAGAGAGAGUGGCUAUAUUAUAUAAAAAUUGAACGAGGAAAAUUUAAUAACAAAUAUUAUACAUUUUUAAUAUAUUCUACGUUUUUUUUUUUUUUUUUUCUCUCUACAUCCAUUUUCCUCGUUUAUUUAUAACGUAUAAAUUACAAUGUAUUAAACUCCAGUUUAUUCCCUUCCUACAUAGAUAUUUAUUAACAAAUACGCAUUUGUAAAUCGUAGCGCUCGUCGAAACGUACCUGUAGGCUAUGAUAAUGUGUCAUCUUUGUUAGAAUACUCGUUUCUAUAUUUAAACGCAGGCGAAAAUGAAAAUAUAAUAAAUACACCUGCUAAUAAGCGAAAUCUGCAGUUAUUUUUUUUUUCCGCGAAGGUUAUUCGCAAUAUUUUGAAACUAAAUUUAAAACAACACAAAAAAAAAAAACGAAUCACGUUUUAUUGUACACACCCGCAGCAUUUCGGUAUACUCGUACAGUUGUACCUACAGGUAUUAUAACAAUAUAAUUUCUGACGAUUUCAAUAAUACGUAAUGCAGAUCAUCAUAAUCAUAGAUCAUAGAUCAUCGCGUAAUAUACGUCACGAUAUUUAACAAUCGUGUUUUUUUUUUUUUUGCGAGUAUACUUUUCCAUUUCAAUACUGUUACGGUGGUAUAAAUAUUUUUAAAAUAGUAAACGCGUAUUUCAUACAUCCAUCACCCGUUGCAUUUAUACCUAAAUAUUCGUAGAUUUCAAUGUAACGUUAUUAUAAUACAGUAUCAUAUAAUUAUGGGUAUAGCUGACACUGUAAUAAUAAUACGUUUUUCAUUGAUAAAAUCGACAAUAAUAUUUGCCUUGAAUUUUUUUUUUUGUUUUUUUUUUAAGCCAAAAAGAAUACAAUGCGUACUUUAUUAGCAUUUAGCCAGUCAAGCACGCGGGUAUAUUAUUGGUAAUGCAUGAAUAAUCAUCGUACAUAAUUUUGUUGACAGAAAAUUCGAGAACGAUCUUUUUAUAAUAUAUUUUACAAUUCGAACACACGGGUUUCGCCGCGCGCGUCGUGUUUAAAGAAAUACCCGAUUGUUGGGGGGAAAAAAAAAAAAAUAUCUAAAUAAAUAAUUUGUAUCCGCGCAGACGGAAUGAGAGGGAUACACGACCUUUCUCCCCGUCAAUAUUUAUAAUAUAUAUAUAUUGAUAUUUUUAUCUAUUUAUUUGUAUAAAAAAAAAAAAUCUAAAUAAUAAUAGCACCUACUCGUAGUUCAAAAUAUCGUUAAACCAUCAACCUCGUCCCAACCCCCCGACAUUGACCGCCACCGUGGAACAGAUCGUAAAUACAAAUGCGAUGCACCUACUUACUGUUAGUUAUCUACCGUUCUAAUUAUGUGCUAUUAUUUACUACUCCGACACUAAUUAUAUUAUAAAGAACGAUAUUAUGCGUUAGACGUCGUUAUAAUAAUUUAUAUUAAAAAACCAUAAUAUCGAAUCAAAUUAAAUAACUGGGGUUAUGGGAAACCGCGAUAACGCGAUGCACAGCAGCAGGCUCUUUAUGCGAGACUACGCAGCCGUUAUCAUAGACCGAUAAAUUAUUGUACGAUGAAAAAACCCGACCUUUAACCGUGUAAAAAAUUUCAAUCCCGUGUGCAUACACACAUUAAUAUUACAAUAUGCUUACCGAGUACUCUUUGAUUCGAAAAAUAGUUGGACGUAGGCGAAGGAGAAGACGCGAUGAUUUGAGAAUCUAUUUUUCAUCAAAUUUUAAUAAAUUGUGUUUUUAACGUACCCCGCAGGCGCAACACCCGCAUCGGUAGUAUCGGUGUCGGUUAUUUUUGUUUAUUUUUUUCUAAUUUCGUCCACGCUUAAUAUUAUAAUCUGAAAAUGAUCAGUGAUAAAUUUGAUUUAAUAUCAAUUACCAUUAUUUGUUCGCGAAUAAUUUGAAAAUUCGUUACCUAUACCAACAUUAAAAGGAAGCUUGUUUUUUUCUACUUCUGAAACAUCGUUGAACAAACAUAGUAACAGCUAUAAAAAAAAAAAAAUAAAAAAAAUACUUUAUUUAUUGCCCUCGAAAACGUUCUUUUAGUGUUUUAGCAUUUUAUUCGCGCUCCUUGCAAUCGCUCUGUAUAUACGAUACGUACGCGAGUUGGAAUAGUAAUAUUGUUUAUCUAUACAAUAUCAAGACCUACGCCAAUGGCAGCAUGCACAAAUAAUAAAAAUUAUACCAAUAAUAUAUAGACUGACAAAACUCCCGCCCCGCAGCGGCAAAUAUCGCAGUGUCAAAACAAUAUUCAUAUUUUUAUUUCAAGUCCACGUGUCCGACAAAGAAGACCGAGACAUUUUUUCCCUCAGAAUGUCGUCCCACAUACAUACUUGCGAGUUGUCGGAGUAAUUUUUGUUUCCCCGCAAAACUUGGCGUGCCAAAAACUCCCGAUUUCAGUACCUAUAUAUACGCGGUGUGCACCUGUAAACGAUCUGAUUUCAUCAAUAUUAUCUUUCGGUUUAUUUUUUUUUUUUUAUUUUUGGUACUUUAAUUUUUGUACACCUAGUAUUAUUACAGUGUCGUCCUUGUUAUUUUCAUCAUCGUACGUUUUGCAGCAGAUUUUUGUACAUUUUAACAGCGUAAUAAUAAUAUUCACGUUAUCCGUUCACUGCAGAUAAACAUUUUUUUUGUAAGCAGUAAGUUUUUUCAAUCUAUAUUCGGGAUGCUGUCGACAUUAAAAAAUGAAUCCGAUUCAUAUAGAUUUGUUGAAAUGACUACAUGGUAAAUACGCAUUUUCUUUUUUUGUUUUUCAGUACAAUUUCCUCCGAAAAUAUAGAGACUGCUAAAAUGCCUUUUCUCCUCUACUUUUGUACACUUUUAAUGCCUUUCUAUGGACCAAAUGAGCUCAAACUCAGGAAUUAGAGUUGUUUUAUAGGCGAAUCGAAGUGAUAAAAAUUGUGUUGAAUUUCAGUAUAAAUUUCACCGUGUUAUUGCGGAAGAAGUGUGUAUUUUAGCGUCGAACAUCUCUGCAGACACCCCAAAUGAAGCCAGGAAGUAAAAUUUUGUAUACACAAGGCGUCAGCCCUGUGUAUACAAAAUUACUGACGUAUCGAGAACGUGUCUUUUGGAGGUUUUCACGUUCAAACUCCGCCCCUAAAAUUUUUGCACUCAAAUUUCACCUUUUUCUUUUUCGAAAGUAGUACUUAUAUACUAUAUCAUAUUGUAUUAUUAUAUAACCAAAUAAUGUAAAGUAUUCAGUUAUUUUGUUGUUUUGCAAAGAAUAUUUCCAUAAUACGAAAUACGUGGGAAGGGGAAUUCUACUAUAGUGUUGGAGUUUUGCCGCUCGUGGGUGUGCUUUUUUUUUUAUGUAAGACCGUACGGUGUUAAUAACACAAAAAUGCACAUGUUGUAUUAUUAGCUGCUACUAGGGCUUUUCAACGAUAUUAUGUUUUAAUAGGGGUUAUAUCGUUAAAUCAUAUGAAAAAAUUAGUGGAUUGGCUGGCCUCUCGAAUUUCCUUUCGAAUUGUGUAUUUUGACUCAUCAAAGUAAAUUCGCACAUAAUGUGUAUAAACUCAUAAAACUUUAUGAAUAUCAAAUAUAGACUUUAACUAUUAUAUAAUAUUGCGUUGAGCACUUAAAUAUUACAUCUAACAGCACUGCAGAAUUUCCAUCAACUGUUCCCUGGCUAAAAAUUUAGCCUUGGGUAAUUAUUUACAAGCCAUCGUAUCGUUUAAAAAAUAUAUUUUACAUACAAAUCGCAAGAAAGUCAUUUUAGCGAUUUUUACUUCGUUAUUUUUUUUUUUCGUACUCGAUCCAUCAGUUCAUUAUCGUUGUAAGUUCCGUUUACAUUGAGUAAAUAUUCGAAAAUAUCAUAUGAUUCAUAAUAUGCAGUGCCAUCACCCCAGCAGAUAUAUACAGUCAUUAUAUUUUCACAUUUUUUUGUGAGUUCCUAAUGUCAUAUUGUUCAAGCAAAUUGUUCUUCUAGUAUCUAUACAAAUAUGACGGAAAUGUAUUAUUUUUUUUUGUAAUCUUAUCAUUUAUUCAUAUACGCAAUAUUGACUGAUAUAAUGUGCUCGUGUAAAUUAUUUGCAUUUGGUCUAGGCAUACAUUAAGUAGGUAUAUACGUAGUGAAUGUAAACAUUUUACUAAAAAUAAGAGUUAAUACUGAGAAAUGGAUGUGUCUCUGAUAUAGGCGGGGAGUUUUAAAGAUAGGAUACCUACAUGAAGUUAUUAAUUUUAAACUAUAUAGAACGAUAAACUUUUUCUAACGAAAAACGAUUCUGAACGAAGUUUAAAUAUAUAUAUUUUGAAAUGCCAUAAUUUGCAUAAUUUUCGUCAAAAUUUGAUUUUAAAACGUGAAUAAAAAAAGACAUUUCGCUCAAUGUUUUUUUUUUACCACAAAGUAGAACUUAAAAUGAUCUUCGUGUUAAAAUUACAAGAAUUUUUCAGCCAAGCAAUUUUACCAUCAUAAAACCUAAAAAUGUUAAAUUACUAUAUAAAAAGUAUAAAAUCGCCAACAAGUUUUGAAAAUUUAAUCAUGCUCGAGAAAAGCCUAAUAUUCUUUGAACAUUUCAUUUUAUGAUAACUUUUAACCGAAUUACAAUGAAAAAAAAAAUCAUGGCAAUCGUGAAAAAUGGUGAAUCAGUUUAUGUCAUAAAAUUGUCCGUGUUCGCUAACACCUAUUAUUGAGAAAACUAUCAAGUAAAAAAAACGACUUUCAUACGCACCAACUAAAUCCAUAAUAUAGCGUUAAAAUUGUCUCGUUAUUUCUUGAUUCGAGAAGAUUUCUGGUGGAAAAGUUGCUCACAGAUACCAAAAAUAACAAACUCGCAUCAUAAUAAAACCAAUAUUAAUAUUGCUCGCUACAUUCAAACUCAAGAAAACAAUAAUUUAUGCAAACUUUUACGUUUUCCGACACAUACUGCAAAUGAAUACCGUGUCUUAUUCUCUACGAUUUCGUGAUGUUUUUCUAAAAAACGAAAUCCGCGAAAAACGGUAAUUUAUGUUAUUUUAAGAAAUCGUAUCUCAUUAUCGCAUCAGACAUACUAAACAAGUCCGUUAUUUUGAUUUUAAAUUUUGCACGGGAGAAAAAUAAAAACUUUAAGAGUAUUGGUAUAUCCAUUUGAAUUGUACAUUUUUUUUAAUGAACUAUUUAUAUAAUCCAAUCGAUAUUAAAAAAUAAUUUCGAAUUAGGAACAGAUCAUAUGCCAAUAAUAUAAUACAAUUUUCGUUGAAUAAUGAUUAGUACAAUACUAAUAAAUAAUUGUAUUUUUAUUUUUCAUAAGAUUUGUCAGUGUCGAAAAGAACCUGAAAUAAUCUAGUGGCGACAUUUUAGUUUUUCGCGUUUUCGUUUCAUUUUAGUUUAGCAAACAGGUCACGGGCCCAAGUAACUAUAUAGUAUAUAUACAAAAGAAACCGCUCACUACACCGCUCACCUUACAUUUUUAUCGAGUGCAAUAAUUAUUGUAAACUUACCCGAUUUUAAAAUGAUGUUAUAAAACGAGCGAAAAAUAUAGGGAAAAUUUCUAGAGACGGUUGUCUUAUAUCUGCAGUCUGAUCAUACAUCCGGUCGUGAUAGUCGUGAUCUGCGAUUCGUAGGUACAUUCUGGUUUGAGAUAACCUGACGCUCGCACUUGAAAAACGUUAAUGACAUCGCCUUUUUUGACAGAAAAUAAUUCGAAUGAUAAAAAAAAAACCCCCGGAAGAAAGUGUAGAGACGGUGAAAUAUCGAUGGCAAAAAUAAUAAUAAAUACCGUAAAUUCAUAAACAAUAUAAUACAACAAUGAUAUUUUAUCUUAAGAAAACCGCGCGAUAAUAAUCACCGCGCAUUUUUGGUGAACGGUAAAUUAAUAGCGAAAUGUUGGCAGUUGGCAGUUGGUAGAACGACCGGUACAAAUUAUUUCGCGCAAUCAAAACGGAACGUCUCGCGUUCAAAACGCGCGAGACGAAACGACACGGCGAGUUGAGGCCUGCCCUUAACACGCCAGGUAUUACCUUGCCGGGGUCCACAACUCGCCGCGUCAUGUGAAAUCCUUUCGUGAUUAUAGUACGGACACUGAUAAGAUAUCAGGAUAGAUAGGUCCGCCGUCGUGCCCAGUUAUUAGCAAAUAUACCGCGUCCCGUCCACCUCCGAACGACACCGCUGAAAUAACCCAUGUAAUCAUUUAAUCGUCCGGACACCGCUUGUUUAAUGUUUUCACCCGUAUUCGGUACGUACGCUAACGUACCGAAUAAGUAAACGAGUGGUAAGGAAUAAUUGUUCCGAUAUCGAACGUCGUCAAUGCCAACAUUAAUUAUUAGACCGCUACGACUUACAAUCAAUUAUACGCAUGCGUACACUCCAAAUUCAACUUGUAAUCGCAAACAUUGCCUGUCGUUCGUAAAGUAUAUUUAUUGUAAUUAAAUUAAUAAACAGUUAUAUUGGUUUUUAUUAUAAUAUUUUACUGUUGUCUGUGAAUAAUUUGUAUUCUAGUACGGACCGUAUUGCAAAACAAUUAAGUGUAUUUUUGACUAUGACGGACAGAAAAAAAUAAAAAAAAAAAAAAAAAAUAGAAAUCUUUAAUUCUGACCAUUAAUUAACAAUAAAACAGAAUAUAGGUAUAACCGAUUGUGUUAUUAUUAUUAUUAAAAUUUUCCGAGUCAGCCCGACUGCGGUCUCGCCAUUAUUAUCAUUCCUACUGGGCGUUAAAUCGGGGGGGGGGAAACAUUCCAAGGAGUCGCGCGCGCGUUGACAUUCUCCCUCUACACCGGCGACGCUGAUAAAAAUCACCAAAGUCCAGAAGAAACUCCAUUAAUGACAACAAUAUAAUAAUACAGGCGCCUAUAAUAAUAAUAUUCGCACGCCGCCGGAAUGAUAUUAUAUUUUUCGUAUUGUUCCACAAUAGACUUGUGCGGGUUUAUCGUUAGACGGUAUCGCAAAAAAAAACGAGUGCGAAACGUUAUAUUGUUAUAAUGCGCUUGUGUGUGUGUGUGUUGCGGCACACGGUACUUGGGCUGAUAAACACGUCUAAUUUACAGACAGUGUAUUUUUGUCAGCAGCUUCCACACACAUACACACAUGCACGCAUACGCACAUACACAAACACGCGCGCGCACAGAACCCGACACGGUUGUUCAUGACUUGAAUUUUUUUUUUUUGUCGAUUAUUUUUUUUUUUUGCCUAAUAUUUAACAUAAUAACACGCUAGUUCUUGCACAACGACAACAACGACACCGACAACGACAGUAAUUACACUAAAAACGAUAUUAUUAUAAUGGCCGCGUUCGUUGUUGCAGGACAUGCCCAUCACCGACGACCAAGUGGCCGAACUGUACGGUGAAGGCGCCCGUAUCCACAGCGUGCACCACAGGCCCAGGCCCGAGCAGUCCGUGUUCGCGUCCACCAUGUCGUCGAACGCCUCGGUGGACACGACGGUGGGCUCGACCGCGGCCCUCAUACACAGCCACGCGGCCAAAAUCAAGAAGAAGAAAUACGCGUUCCUCAGGCAGGGCAACCAGCAGACGGCGUGCUCGGGCAACGGGUACACCACCGGCCGGCACAUCGGAUCGAUGAUCCACAGUCAAAAGGAGAAAAACCUUUUGCUCGCCACACCGAACGUGCCGAAUUUCAUUGACCACAUACUUAAGAAAAAACAGGCCAUCGUCGUGGCGCAAUCGUCGCCGAAACGGCUGAGCAGCGACGACGAGGACGACGACGACGACGACGACGACGACGACGUCGUUCCCAUCAAAAACACCACCAAAAUCCGGACGCCGCAGAACACAUACGUUCCGCAGGUAACGAUCGUCGUGCAUUAUACUUUCAGGAUGUAUAUUUCGGGAGGAUUUUCGUUUUAAGUUGGGGGCGUGUUUUGGCGAUAUUGUUUUACGGCCGCGGUUAUUGUUUGACGUCUAACCGAAUGCGCUUUUCGGCAAACAGGUAACCGCAGAACCGGCAAACAAUUCAAAACUGCGUUUACAGUCUCCGGUAAACGGUAUACGGUAUGGGGUUGAAAAAAAAUAAACGGCGAUAUUGUAACCGAGUAGUAAACAAUGCGAUAAACCGUUUGCCGAAAACCGCAUCGCCGAAACACCGCCUGUGGUAAAUUUAUUAUAAUAUUAUAUUGAAAACCGAUUGGUACCGCACAAAAACAAACGAAAAACAUUUGUCGAUAUUCUGCAAGAUUCGAUGUAUUUCCCGUUAUAUUUUCAUCACUCUCCGGAUUUUGUUUUUUUUUUUUCUGCAACAUAUUUCUUCUGUAAUUUGUGUAUUAUUUUUUUUUUUUUUGUUCUGUUCAUUCGCUCUGACCCAAAUAAAAUCGCGCGCAUUUGUGUGUAUAAUAGCGUCUGUGUAUCGUAUAUUAUACGGUAUAAGGAACGACCUCGUUUCGUCUAUCAAUUAAUUCGAAUUUGAUGUAUAAUCGAUGUUACGAUGGCUUUCCGAGGAAAUUAUUUACGCUGCAAUAUUUAGUCGGAAGCAUCAGACGUACUCGCGCGGUGUAUUUAUUUCACUAUAAUACACACACGUCCAUCACAUAGGCGGGCCAUAAUAGGUACUGGCCGUCAAUCGUGAUCGGCGGUGGUGGUGUUUAUUAGGCGCGUAUCAUACCACCUGCGUUCCGGUCGUAUUUACAUAGUGUAUUAAAAAUAAAACCAUGGCCCAGCAAUUCAACAGAACCAUGUCGCUGAGGGCCUGGCCCUCGAUGUACGGCGAUUACGAGUUUAACGACGACGACGAGGACGAAGAGACGAAAGCCAAUUGGGAACAGGUAAAACAAAAAUAAUAAUAAUAAUAAUAGGUAUGGCUGAAGAAGAAAAAACGAAUAAAAAAAAAAAAAAAAAAGUAUAAAAAAUUGUACGGACCGUGUGCAAGGAGGUUAUUUGCGCAAUUCACGAGUCCUACAUCGCGCGUACGCUGCAGUGCACAGUGUACGAUAAUUACUAUCCGCGCGCACACAUGCCUAUAUUAUACGCGUAAAUGCGUGUACGCGCGCACAUACUGGUCAUGGUUCGUUUACAAGUUGCUCAUCACGUUCACGGACGUGGUCCCGAGGUCGCGGCGCGGUUAUUCUAGUGUUCGGCACUGAAAAUAGAUGUCGGUGCCUCGAAGGGAUACCGCGGCCCCGUCGCGUCGCGGCCGACGGUCGCUGACGGCGUCCGACGGAGAUGCGUGCGGUCGGACCGCCCCGCGUCGUUCGCCGCGGACGCCCGGACCGCCGAUGUCCUCCGGGACCGUCGGCGGCUCCGGGGGCCCCGCGGCGGCGGCGGUUUUCACCGGGCAAAAUCCGAUAGAGCCCCGUUCGUCGUGCGGUUCGUCCGGUUUUGUCCGUCGCCGUCGAACCGCCGCGUCCCGUCGGUCCCGGACGCGCGUCCGACUUUGAGGAACGGCGUCCGCCGCCCACUACCGCCGCCGACCCGCGCCUACAAUCCGAAACUGCCCUUCCCGCAUGGCAUACGUGUACAACGUUUCCGCGUGUAUACAAUAUUUCCGUGUAUGCACGGUAUACGGACGUGUACGGGCGACCGCGCCGUGUAUGACGUCCGCGCGAUAUUACGGCCGCGCGGCGUACCGCGCGCAGGCGGUAUUUGGUCGGGCUGGAGUUUUUUCUUGCGAACCGGGUUUCGUGUUUCUCCGCCGCCGCCGAGUUUAUUAACAAUCAAUAGGUGAACAACCACAAUAGUAUCGUCGCGUGUACCGCGAUUCCCGCAGCAGACAAUAGCCGGGCGCAAUGGGUAUCAUGUUCGGUUUUUUUUUUGUUUUCCGUCGUGUACGUGCGUGCCGCAUGUGUGUUUCAACGCGUUACAAACAAUGUUCAUUGUAACCGGAGACAUUCCAAAAGACAUUUUUUCGUGGGUGCGCUAAAAACAACAACAACAACAACAACAACAACAACAACGACGACGACGACGACGAAAAAUCGAAUCGAAUGGACGAUUAUUUCGUUAAAACGCGAACAAUUUUUUUUUUUUUUUUUAGAAUCGCGCGCGUUUUGUUAGCGCGUGAGACGUCCACGCGAAACAAAAAAAAAAAAAAAAAAAAAAACCUUUUAAAUUUACGAUUAACUAUAAUUUUUUUUUUUUUUUUUUCAUACAUUUCAUACUUCUAUUUAUUUAUUUAUACUAAUUUUUUUUUUUUUUUUUUAGUAACAAUAAUGCGCGUUAAAACCUAGGCAAACCGUUGAAUAUCGCACACUAUAACGUUUAUCUAACCAAUUAAAUCUCGAAUCGCGAACGUCUAAAGGUGUAUAUCAUAAUUAUUACUGUUAUUAUAGUAGAAAUCGCAAUCCAAACGCAUUCGCAACGACGAAUAGCAUAUUCUAUGUCACGAUAACACGACGAUGUAGUUUGUUUCGUUAAAGACGGUAGGUUUUCGAAUCGCGGCGUUCGACUGAAUUCGGAGUUUUUCUUCUACAUAAUAUUGUCUGCGCAUACUAUUCGCACGUAUAUUACAAGUUUACUCUGCCGCGCGCUGAAAAUUCCGAAUGUAUUUUAUCCGAUUGUAAUAUCAACACAAUACGCGGUAUCUGCCCGGGUCGAUAAAUAUUAAAUUUUUCAACGAUAUUCGGCGUGUCCGUGUGAUUUCCGCGUCCGGUUGCGUAGUAAUUAUUGUAUACUUAUCGAAUUCGUUCUUAAAGAUAUGAUAUCUGUAAACGUAUCUGCGCUGUAGAGGAAAAAAAAAAAAAAGGUAGAAUAAUAAUUUCGUUUUCGAUUAGAACGGUCGGCGAUGAGAAUCGACGGACGGCCUUUUUUGUUUUCGAUAUUCGGAUAACAAAUGACGUCCAACUGUGUGGACCCGGUAACGGGCGCGUCGGUCAGUUUCGAUUUUUCAAAAACAUAAUUUCCGCGAGGCGUCGGCGAACGCAACCGGAACGCGCGCGGACGGCCGUUUGUUUGCCUAUACGCCAGGCGCGUGUCGCGAUUGCCACUCGUGCCGUCCGUGUGCGGCGGCGGCGGCGACGACGCGGUGUCGCGCCGCAUAUUAAAACGAUACAAUUGUUCGCGACGGAAGGAUCGUCGGCGACCUCGGUACGCGCCGCAGACCGUGGACAUUAAUCGGCCGUAUAAAUCGGAAUUAUCGGGAAAAAUUACGCGUGCAAGUGGUAAUGUAAUGUUGUGCGGUCUCGUACCGCGCGGGAACGUAUAAAUUUGCGCGGGCGGCCGCAAGGUCGCAGGGGUGGUACGUGACGCGAAAAUGCAAAACCCGAGACUGUAUUAUGUUAAUGGACUCCCCGGCGGUUUUCUGUGUAACGGCGGCGCGACAAGAAGCGAAAAAAACGCGCGCACACUGGCGAAAUACAAACGAACAAAAAACCGUGCACGCACACCGCGCGGUAUAUUAAAAAAAAAAAAAAAAUAAAAAAAUAAAUAAUACUGUUUUUCCUAUUUAUUUUUUCAAUUCACCGAAAUAAAUAUGUUUAAAAAAAAAAGUCCGUGUGUGUAUGCCAAAGGUCGAGCCGGGCAAAAUAUUAUUAUCAAUUGGUCCGAGAAAUACCAAUACCCUCUGCGCGAGUGAAUUAAUGACACACUACUAUUUGGUCGUGCGAGAACCUUGAUCUUGCAAUUGACCCGUAGCUGGUAGGUAUGUUACGAAAAAAAAAAUAAAAAAAUAAAUAAUACUGUUUUUCCUAUUUAUUUUUUCAAUUCACCGAAAUAAAUAUGUUUAAAAAAAUAAUAACAAUAACGAUAUUAUCUAUACUAAUUUGUCUGUUACACACUAAAAAUAUACUGCAUAUGCGCAGAAGAUGAUAAUUUUUAAUAUUUUGCAAAAACAUUAUUAUUUGUUCGUACUUGUAAUGACGGAACUGUUGUGUUUCCGACCGCGUAUUGUCGUUACAAAACGAAAAACAAAUGCGACACCCGAAUAAAUACAACAAUUUAAAAAAUAAAAACAAAACGAAAAAAUGCCAACGGGAAAACAAUUGAUAGAGUUAUUGAUUUGUUUUCUCCCGUUUGCGAUAAAAAAAAAAAAAAAAAAAAAAACGGUAACACAACAAUGUUUUAAUUGAAAACCGAUUUGAAUUUCGAUUUUCGACGCAGUUUUUUCAAAAACAACACCGGCCAACAAUAUAUGUACUACGUACGACGGUUUAACUGUUACGAAAUGAUUUUACAUUUUUUCCUUCCUAAACAGCGAUUUUUUUUUUCAUUUCGGAUUUCCAUAGUACAGGUACAAUAAUAAUCCGCGUUGAUAUUAAUUACACAGCGAAUGUAAAUUAUAGACAGGUGCGUUUAAAUAGUAUAUAUAGAUAUAUUUUUUAUUUUUUUUUUGUCUCAUUAUCGUGAUAUUCAAUACACGAGUAGAUAAUGAUAAUGCUUAAAAAGUAUUUCUUAAUUUAUUUAUACCGAUGCAAAUUUUCAUGCAGUUGCGUAACGCAACAAUGUACUCGAUGAAAUAUUUUACACAUCGCGGUAAAACUGUUGCGACACAUUGCGGCUACCCGGCGAAUACAGAAACAAAACCGCGAAUAUCACGAAAAAGCGAAACAAGCGCGCGCAUCACCUAGCCGGACGUACAGAAUUAAAUGCGAUUUUCAAAGUCCUACGGCGGGUUUUGCGUUCCGUUACCCGUUGUCCGUUCGUACAAUCGAUUUUCGACCGCACUGUUACAGUUUUAUUAUUAAUUUUUUUUUCACGAUGCGAAUUUUUUAUACAAAUGAAAAACGCGCGUCGGCGCCAAUACGAAACGUUAACGUUCUGAAUUAAUCUCAAACCAAUGAAACGUAAUUAAAUUAACGUAAAUUGAACGUCGACGUUAUUAUAUUAAUUAUAUUAAUUGAAUAAAAUUAUAUACGUAUACACGUAUGCGGUAUAAUAUACGCUCUCGACCGUACGGUCAAUUAUUGUUAUUAAAAAUUUUAAAUACGCCGAUUGUAUUUUCGGAUGAAAAUAUUAUUACACAAUUACACAAUUACACUUUUUACAGUUUCGUCUUGAUACAUAAUAUUUUUGUCGAUUUUCAAUAAAAACAAUUUCCAUUUUCGUUUACAACGUAACUCCGAUUUUCAAGCGUGUAGCGUCUUUUCUGAAAUUCGAUCUAUUCGGUGUAUUGGGAAAAUUAUUCGUUUUUAUUUUUCAUUACAGUUUUCACGAUAGUUAUUGGGAAAAGUCGAAUAAUUUACCGCGAUAACGGUUCCAUGAUUUUUUCCUUUGUUCGUUUUUUGUUGCUAUUCGGGUAAAAAUCGUACUGACCCGACAUUUUUACAGAGUACUUGUGUUCCUCGUAUAACCUUCCGCGGUUUCACUUUAAAAACAUUCCGGUUAUUUUCGAGCGAUUUGUUGUGCGCAUUUGACAUUUUCGAGUUUGUAUUUUAUUAUUAUUAUUAUUUUUCUUUUUUUUUUUUUGUAAUUAAUGUUUAUUAAACAACUCUGACUAAAAUAUUGUUGCACAAACAACUAAAUACAAUAUAAUUUAACAUAUUAUAAUAAUAAUGUUAAGACGAUCCGCGGGGAUUUGUUAUCAUUUGUAUGUGUGUGUUAUCAAUACCAACGUUAUCGUAUUUAUUAUACCGUUUACAGCACGCCUAAUUAUGUCACGUUUGUCGGUACCUGACUUAUUAUUAUUAUUAUUUUAGAUUUGAAACGGACAUACGUAUACGUUUAUACAUUUGCAUACUUAUAUACUUUUGACCGUAAACAACUACCGAAACAGCAUUAAAAAAAAAGCGCCUGCGCUUUGUCUGAUUAAAGAAAAAAAAAAAAUGUAAAAAAAUCCGAUAACGACACCAUUCGGGAAAUAUUUUGUUGUUCCCGAGAAUAUCAUACAGAACGACGAGAAGUCGAUUUAUAUUUAAAAUUGUGUUUUUUUUCGCAUGUCGUGUAUCUAAAAAUAUUAAUUUAACAUUCUAAAUUCUUUCAUAUAUCUUAUACCUGCAGCCAUUAUACCAUGUAGGUACUCAGUUGAGUGGUGGUAAAUUGUGUGUUUUUCUACACUUGCAUAGAUUCUGUUUGGAAAUUCGUAGGUGGUUUUUUUUCGUAAAACGUGUCGACUAAUGAAAUUACUGCAUUAUAUUUUAUUAUAAAAUGGAGGCAUAUAAAUCGUGUUUUUUUCGUAAUAUUCGCAUAAGUAAGUACAUGCAAAUUAGAAAUUAAGCCUUAUCAUCGUCGUACCGUGUAAAAUCGUUUCGAAUAAUACGGUAAUAUGUGCAAUAUUGAUAAAAAUUCUCAAAUUAGGCAUUUGAUUGCGUAUAGACAUUCGUGUAUACGUUUACUAUUCAAUAUUAUAAUUAGGAAACGGAUUUAUAUUAUGUACUUAAAAUUCACAAAACUGCAUUUAAAAAUGUCGUAAAAGCUCUAAAAAAAGUCACUUAAAAAAUAUUCAAAAGAGCAAUGAAGACAGAGGGGUUUAAAAGGUUUCUCGUCUAUUGUUUUAAACUUAUUAAAAAUAAUUUUUUUUUAACGCUAAAAGAACGAUUAGUACACAGUAAUUGUCUUCAAAUAUAUUUUUACGUGUUAUAAAAAAAUACUUUAUGUUAAUCAUUUGUCAGUGUAAGAAGAUUGUAUUUAACAGGGUUAGAACCGUUAAAGCGGGGACUUUGAAACACCUUUAUUAUUCGCUUUUUCGGAGAUUUUAAGUAUACACUUAAAUCCGCACUUUAAUUAUUACAUAUAAUAUAACGCGGUUCGAAAUAUUAUCCCAGGUCGUGAUGUAAUAAUGUACAUAAUAUUAUAAUAUCAUAUCGGUCGAUUCAAGAAACAACGCGAAGUACGUUUUCAUUCGGUAUUAACGAUACAUAGGUUAACAAUUUAAAUAGUAAAUUAAUAAUACGUAGAUAUAAUUAUGUUAAUUUGUUUUUUAAAUUACAUAAUUUUACACUUAGAUUAUCUGCGGGACAACGUCAAUUAUCAUUAUUAUUGCCCCAUAUUACUUGUUUACUCGAUCGAAUUUUCUCUUUUUAACAUUUUAAGAAAUCAUUAUUAAUAUCACGAUAAGACGUCAUCGCGGGUGAAUGUAAGGAAGUUACCUUAUGCGAUAUUAUAAUUAUUGGUUGGCGGUGUAGUUAUGUACAUAGGUACGUUGUCAGUGAAUUAACAUCACUUUCUCGCGGUAUUAGGCGUCGUUACUACUGCAGAACAGUGUUCUUGAUCUUAAAACCGUUUUUUAUAAUUCGUAUAAUUAUUGUUGCGUAGGCACCCAUAAUAUAUUAACAAUUAGAUUUAUGAAUAUUUAUUUACUGUUUUGUUUUUUUUUCCACUAAAUGUCAUUGUCGCCGUAAAAUUCGGAUACACAUUAUUAUAAUAAUAUCGCAUAUACGGUCAUUUCCAUAAUGCGACUGGCGUAUGUAAUUAUUUUUAUUUUUUCGUUUUAUAAUAAAUUACCGCAAUAUGCCGUAAUUACUUUUUUUUUUUAAUAAUCCACGACGGUAAAACAAUUAUUUUUGUUUUUUUAAUUUUUUCCGUGUAAAUCAUAUUGGUGGCCGGUGAUUCCGUUUUUAAAUUUUCACGUCGUUUUUGUUUUUUAAAAAAAUAAUAAUAAUAAUAAUAGUAAUCAAAAUAAAGUUUCUUGUGCGGUUUUAUUGUUUUUUGACACUGUACUUUUAUUGCGCCGUUUCAAUUUUGACAUAGGCAAUCAAACGUUUACAUCGGUACGUAGUAUUGCGUACGCGCCGCAUUUGCGGCUCAGUCGUAUCGAAUACGGUCCGCCGCCAUCGGCGCACGGUCAACGAUUAAAAUUAAGUUUUUGACUAUCUGUUUUAUUAUCUAAAAAAAAUUAUUUUACAAUUUAAUCGCGUCUUUGUGUGUGUGUGUGUGUGCGGCGCUACCACGAAAGGUAUUCCGCGAUUUGUUUUCGACUUGAACAAUAUUUAUCGUACAUACGUACGGGUACGUUGCGCAAUUCACUUCGCCUAUGUAGCAUGUGGAACGUUUAGGGAAAAACAACAAUUUUUCGAACACAACACCGAGAACAAUACAUGCUAUUCGAAAAACAUUCUGUAAAAAAACGUGUCGCACACGUAAAUCUCAUCACAUUAUUAUUUUGCCCAUAUUUCCAUAAUACAGCCUGUCUCGGCCUCGGCCCGUUUACAUUGAAUUAUUAUUAGGUACUCGUAGCUACAUAAUAUGUUAUGGUGCUUCUUCAAUGACAAUACGCACUCGCCGAAAUGUCGUGCGUCAUAAUAAUCGUAUUAUCGUUUUUCGUUUUCUCCCAUACGCGCGCGCACGCAAACCUAAUAAUUGUAGAAUUAUAUCGGAAUCGGAUCUGUUUGUCAUUUUCUCCGAUUAUAUUUCGUUCGAUCGACCGCCGUGUAACAAUAUUAUUGUGCAGAGUGACGGUAGGGAAAUAAUAAUAUCCAUAUUGAAAUUAAAAUUCUGGGAACGGCUCCGAAAUCGAAUCCAAUUCCCCUCUGAAAACUCUUUUUUGCCCUUUUUAGUCCGACCGUCGCCGUUCCUCGAAUACGGCUCGAUCAUCUGUAAUCCAAUCUACUACACCGAUGAAUCGAAAACUAUUGACGAAAUUCCGCGCAAAUUUUUGAGAUUUGCCGCUUGUACGCUUAAAGUCUACUGCAGCCCUCCACGUAACUUCACUUCUGUUCAACAAACCCUAGAUUUUCUCCCCGUGUCAGACCGUUGACAAGCUGCUGUUCAAUUAUGUUUUUAUUCGAGUUCAUUGCAUACGCUAUCGUUUCCCCAGCUACAUAACUUUCUCCAAUCAAUGCCAGUGUUCGUCUUACCCGGCUCUUGCUCCAACCGUCAAACAAAUUCUCCUUUAGAUCGACUGCGUUACGCGACUGGCGAACGAGAACUACCGCUACUCUAUAUUCAAUUUUUUUUUAAUUUUAUCUUAUGGUUUAGCAUAACUGACCGCUGUCGUAUUUAUUUUCCUUGUUCUUUCGAGCUUCGGCCUGUACAAUUCACAAUGUUCGGGGAAUUCGUCCUCGUCCUCGAACUUUCAAAAACAACGUCGAUUAUUUUCAUUUUAACGAAGUAAGAUAGUAAUAAUUUCCCCCGCUACAUACGUAAACGUUUUCUGGCGGCCAUUUAAAACCGUAGUAGGUUAAAAUAAUAUAACUUGAACUUGAUUAUUUUUAUUUUUUUCUAAAUAUCUAUAAUAAUUGUUAGUAUCUAUAUCAUUAUAUUUUAUCGAUAUCAUAGAGGUAAAAACAAUUGACUCAAGACAGAAAAUUCAAAUAUUUUAUCGGUGUCGAACAAAAACAAAUAUUUAUGUGCACAAUAUACAUAUUAUUUGUUAUUUCGUCGAUAAAUGUUUGCGUUUUUAUUUUAUUGGGAUAAUUUUUCUUUAAACAACGGAUAUUUUUCCACCGUAAAAAAAAAAGUCUUAUUUCGUCGCGAUUUAUCAUCGUCGAGACAUUUAUACAGAAAUAUUUAUAGAUACCUACAGCAAAAACAAAUUAAUUACGAUAAGAAAUAACUAUGACCAGUCUUGUUCAAACGUGUGACCGUAUCUGUGUACUUUAUCGCGCUCACUUUGUUGUACGUUGUCACAGUGCACCCGAUCCGUAAUGUAGUUUUGUUGGAAAUUUCACAUCUCUAUUAAGUUUCUAUCGAAUAUUUGUAUUUUAUCGUUGUGUGCUGCGAUAAAUAGAUAUUGUUGGAAAAACAAAUUAGAAACAUAAAACCUUGGAAAAUGAAAAAAAAAGGGUCACACGCAAUGAUAUAAUUUUACGAGGAAUGUCACUCAAAGUUGUUGCCGAUUUGUCAAUUUUUCAGACAUUCGAUAAAAAAAAGAAAAAAAAAAAUGCGCGCAAAUACUUCUGCGUUUCUCCUUAUCAUUAAAUUAUAUUUUCUCGUGUAGCAAUAAAACCGCUAAGGUUUUCUAAUUAUAGAGAAAUCGAAGUCGUUAUAAUAUUAUAAUACCAAUAGAAAACGUAUCGGGACAUCCCGUGUUUGUAAAUACGGAAGUAAGUCGUCAUCGUGUAUAAUUCGUUAAAAACAUUUCGUCGUUCACGCGUUUACACGAAAAGGAUCCCGUUUUUCUCCCCGAGUUCUCCGGGGCCCGCGGGACCUUUGAUCCGACCGCCUCGUCGGCAGGCGCCUGUUAAGGGAGCCCCCCGAGACAUAUUUCUCGGUCGUCCGGACGACUUACUAAAUAGCUACGAGCCCUAUGCGACAUCGAGACCCGUGCCGCUUUUAUAUCUCUGGGAGGAGGGGGGAGGGAUUGCGGGCUACAAAGUGCACAGCUAAAACCGACAGUGUACCGCUGCCGGGCGUCGUAUGCGAACCACCGCAAAGUCGAACUGCGAAAAGUCGCGAUGAGGCGAAGCACUAGAAUUCGCGGAGAUUAUAUUACGGGCGGGGCGGCCGACCGGUCCGGGUAAACUGCAGCGUGUGCGUGCGAGGGAAGCCGACGGGAACAACGCGUGGGCCGCACGGGCCGGGAUAGCGGCGCGGUGGCGGUGAGGGCGAUGACAAUAACGGGGUGAGACGAUCGGUGGCUUACCCGGGGGAGGCCGGGAGCACUAUAAGUCCUUAGCGCGGGGGGCUGGGGAAACCGUGCGUGUAUGUGUGUGUGUGUGUGUGUGUGUGUAUUAUGCGCACGCGUUCCCCGCGAGUUCGGCCGGUCUGUCUUGCCGCACCACCGUAGCCCUCUAGACCGCGUCGACACCCGAUACGCGCGGCGUGUAGUGCAUUUCUAGUGACCGCCCGCCACUGAAAUAGUGUUCCCGCGGUGCACCCGCCGUCCGAAAAUCGCGUGUGUGUGUGUGUGUGUGGGCGCGCGUUAAAAACCAUUAAUUACGUUUUAAAUGUAGUGAUUAAUAAUACGGUGUUUUCCGCGAUAGCAUUUUCGCCGUAUAGUUUUUUCGAAAUCUGCAAACACCGUUGCCCUGCCGUUCCUGCGGACGGAAAACUACGGUGUCUUCGCCCGGACGGUCGCGAGUUUAAAGAAAAAACAAAAAAAAACAAAAAUGCUCGCGACUCUGUCAAGUAAGAAUUUUCCGUAUAUACGGGGAGGGGGGGUGGCGACGGAGGGGAAAUGGUAACCCGAGCUCAGGACAAACGAUCGUUUUUUUUCUCUCGAUUGUGAUAUUAAACGGUUUUUUUUUUCUUUACCGCGAAAAUCGCGUUCGCCUUUUUACAGGCGCUGCAUCGUGCCGGCGGCGUCGUCGAUUGCGCCAGGGUCUAAAUUUGGCCGACAUUUCUCGGUGAUGGGCGACGGAAGACGAUAAGCGUUUGAAAACUGUUAGGAUUUCAAACGUAUUAAAAAAACACGCUCUUGUGGCGGUCGUGAGUACGCGUGAAUCCGUAUGUGGCGGGAGGGAGGGGAGUUUGAGCGGAGACGGCGGGCGCCCACUGUCUCGUUCAUUUCGAGUCAAUAAUAUUAAUACCUAUGCAAUAUCGUCGGUAUAAAAAUGCUCGGAUAAUACGCGUGUGGUGACACGCUACGACGCGUGUGAUAUAGGCGUUGGAAACUCGUGGAAAACAAUCGUAAUCUCGGAUGCGUCGAAAGAGCGAAAAAAAAAAAAACAAAACAAAAUCGAAUACAAUAUACUUAAGGCCUACCGUACAAAACAAUAACCCAAUCGUCGUAGGCACUCGGUCAAGUGCUUCUUGCUUCGCGGCUUAUUGUAAUUUUGUCACGCAUUACCGUCAUUACUCUGUCCCGACACCGUUUUCCAGUGGUCGGUUCGCGAUAUCUUUCGGUGGUUUAAUCUAUGCACAGGCACUUACGGCUCGUGUUAAAAUUGUAACAAGUUAUUAUUUUUUUUUUUUUUUUGUUAAAUAACAUAAUAACUCAUAUUUAUCUCGAAAAAAUAACAAAUGAAUCGAACGAGAUAUUACGCUGAAAAUCGGGUCAAGGAUCGCCGCGCAGAGUGAUAAUUUUUAUAGACAUUCGCAGCAAUUUAUAUUUAUUUACAUUGUAGGAAUGUGCUGGACAGUCGCGGGACAGUCGGAAAUUUUCGCGAGGGUUGACAUAAUUUUACAAUAAUAUUUCAUAUAGUUCGGUCGUCUUCGGUAACCGCCGCCGCCGCCGCCGUCGUCGUCGUCCUCUGCGAAUCCGUACGCACUACGAACGUAUAUCGACUAAAAAAAAAAAAAAAGACAAACUAAAGAUAACACAUUUUGUUUCAAUAUAUUUCGUUUUCGAAAUACUCAUUUUGAAACGCGUUGUCGAGUUUGCAGCUUUGGAUUUCUGCAUAUUACACGUAUUUUCGACGGCCGUAAUUAUGAAAGUUUUAAAAUCGCGAUUUUUUCACUGAAUUCCUCUAUAAAUUUCCUUCGACUCUAACUCGCUUUUUUUUUUUCGAUUUUCUUUUAUCCGAGUGCGCGAUCCGGGCCGGGGUCUUAUACACUCGUAUCGGGGACGAACGCGGAAAAAAUUUCGCAGGGAGGGAUUGACCCCCGCAGCGUUUACCGCCGAUCCGUAUGUGAUUCGAGAACACUCUCUAAAAAAAAAAAAAUAUUAAUUUGUCGAUAGAAACACGGAGGAUCACGCCUCGGGACCCUCUGUAUUAUGGGAGUCGAGUCUGACAAACGUACGCUACAUAGCGAAAUUGUUUAACCGAUUUUGCGUUUUUAGUUCAUAUUUUUUUUUUUUUUUUUUUUAAAUUAGAGCGAAUCGGCCGAUUUUCAAACAUUAUCUGUAACGUUUGUAAUGUCGAUUUUUUUCCGACAUUUUAAUUUUUUUUUUUUAUCGAGAUACAUAAGCCUUUUGCGAUAUUUCACACGCGCGUAUCUCGCUCGAAAUUUCGAGACGACAAAUUGCAGUUAGUCUCGGAACGUUUUUUUUUUUCCGAUAUCUUAUAUAUGACGAUGGUUUUGUCGACUUUUUCGAAAAUUUUAAAAACAGCUGUACACAUUUCUUUGUGUGUACACAUUGGCCGUCUAGAGGCAACAAUACUGAAAUAACAUGUUUUAUCCGUGGCCACUUAAAUAGUUAAUAGCGAUUCAUUUAACGACAUAUUUGUUAAUGCUAUUUUUGAUUCGGAAAAAAAAACAAAAAAAAAAAAAAAAAGAGAAGAAAACUGUACGAUGACGAUGAAAGGGCGGCGAAUUUCCUUCUGCUUACAGGCGGCAAAUUGACCGAUGGCCGAUAUUAUUACUGUACAUUGUGAAAAAGCUGAUCGGGUUAUUUCGGGGGCGCCGAGCACACCCCCCCCCCUCCACCCCCAAUACAGUCUCAAAACCGAACGCGAAUUCGCCGUCUCCGUUCUAAUGUACGAACGCACGCGCGUCAUCUUGAGUAUUAAUAAUCGCGCGUUCACCUUGUCCGCGCGCAAUCAGUUUUCGCAUGGGCAAUCGCAAUCAUAACAAGAAUAAUAAUUUAUCGCGCCGCGGUGACGGGGUGAUAAACGAAUAUUCCGUGCGAGUUUCUCGACGGCUGUUGCGAUAAUUUCCGAUUAAUCCGUACUAAUCCGUUAAAACAUCAACGUUUGUCCAUACAACAAUAUUAUAAUAUCGUAUUUUAGUCGUGCGCCCGGUACGCGUACCGCGACCGGUACGGUCGUUCGACUUUCGGCCUCCCUCGACGGCAAAACGUAACCCGAUCACGUCUCGGCGCAUUACAAUAUCAACGAUAAUUAAUUUCGAAUAUUUUUUUUUUUUAUAGCUUCCUAGUUGGCCGCGACUAAACGCGGACGCGCUCAAAAGUCCGCACUCGCAUUGUAAUAAUAAGAAUAACAGCGAUUUUUUUUUUUAAGGUCUAUUACGAUGCGCACGGGCGUAAUUCGGCGAACGGACAUUCGACCGUCGCCGGCGCGCACACUCAUCCUGAAUGUGAAUCAUUCGGGAUAAUCCUUACCGCCGAGGCCGUUCACAUAUGUAUUUACAUUCUUAAUAGUAAAUUCGCGUUUCGACGGCCCAUGACCGAAACGUGUCGUCUGAAUCGUGAGUAGCGUCGAUAUCGUUAAUGGUCCGUUUUCGAGUUCGUAGACGGCGUUUAUCAUCCGCGCAGAAAACGAACGGCGUCGCGAAUCCGCUUCCCGAAAAUGCCGCGCGUCCGUUUUAAACGAAAGCUUUAUGUACGGACGGUACGUAUAACGGCGAACUCUUAAAGGUCUCGGAAUCGCGUUUAGACGAUCGCGUUCCCGACGGUAUCGGCGCACUUCGCGUUAUGUAUUCAUCGACGCCGACGCCGUAAAGACGAUGAAGACGAGCCCUUUCGGCAAUGGUUUCGUUCCGCUUGUAGGCGGCGAGUCGUCCGAUCCGCCAGUGGUCGGUUACUAAAUGAAAACGAUUUUUUCGUUGCCAGACUACCGUUUUCGGGUGGGGGGGGGGGGGGGGGGUCGGCGCUAAAGACCCUCUAGCAAUAAUUAAAUAUAAAUAUAUUGAAGUAUUUUUCAAUGUUUCGCGUCACGGGAGGUCUUAUUAUAAUUUACCGACGGUUUAUUUUUUUUUCGCCAAACAUGCACAUAAUGUUUUCUUAAUGUCGCACAAGUGAUUUUUUCGAUCUGAUAAACGUUGGUGUCACGUAUAGAAUGUGUUUUUUACUUCUAAACGCAAUGAAAAUACGAGAGGGAGGAUUAGGUUUUCCAAUCACGUCCGAUAGCCACUAUAAGUAGAAGAUUAUGUCGUAUAAAUAUAAUAUCGUUUAUUAUAACCCGAGUCCUGCGCCGAAACCUCGUAAACGCGUAAAUUAGCAUAAUAUUUUCGUGCGACCGUGCGACUUUUUCGCGCGGUCGACGUUCCGGACGAUUCCGUUUUCGGUCGUUUCGUACACGUGCUCUUAUAUUCGGAUAAAAUAUCCGAGAAAAAUUCAGCGCACAGAAUAAAGAUUAAAAAAAAAAUAAAAAAAUAUCGCCGAAUAGAUGUUGUUAACGAGACUGCAUAACAAUUAUAUACUUAUGCGUAUGCCGCGGAACUCGUAGUAAACAAAUAAUAAACAUCGCAAACGCGGACGCGAACAUCGCCUUGAAUUUUUUUUUUGAGUUACCGUACCUACUUAUGUAUACACAUAUAUAUAUAUAUAUAACUAUAACACAUGAAUAGUAGUAAUUUAGUGUCGCUAAUGUCACUACUGUGUUUUCGAGGGUGUAACUAUUAGCGUGCAGCCAAUAACGUACCUGACGACGAAUAAUACGGCCGAGUCUCGUCUCGUCGCGGCGGAAAUCGCGUCCAUUUAGAAAGUUUACGGUUUGCAGAAAAACAAAAAAAAAAAAAAAACAAAAACAAAAACAAUAAAGGGUCCAUCUUUAUGUACGCGAGACUUUAAACGGAUAUAACAGUUGUUGAAGUUCGCGACGACAAUAACGAUACACUUACCUAUACAAACACCCAAAAGUGAGUGGAGGAGGGCGAAACUAAACUAAUCGGUACGUAUGGCGUUCUCUCUCUCACUCUCUCUCGUAUCCCAUUACGUUUUUCCGUAUACACAAUAUACACACACAGAUUCGCGACGGUAUUAUUAAAUAAAUUAGAUAAAUGUAAUAUAAGUCACCGGUUCUCCGUUUUAAUAUUACUUACGGGUACUGUUCAAUGCAAUAAGUGCGACUAAACUAAUAAAGUCAACUAAUGAAAAACGAUUUUGAGACUUUGCGUUUUGUCCUGCUUAAGGCCCCUCCGCGUUAUUAAUAAUACGAACUCCGCACUUCAAUCCGCGCAAUCUCUUUAUACGACGUCUUUUUUUUUUUUUAAGAUUGCAAGAUUCUUUUUUACCGCCGGUUUUCUUAUGGGCAUGUGCCGCCGGUAUUUGAAAUCGAAUAAAAAAAUCCCGAGUUGGACGUCUGUCGGUUUAAAAGGGAAACGGCGUACGAAAAACACCGAGUUAUCGAUGACGCGGGUUUUCCCCGUCCUCGCGGUAAAGUCGUCGCGUCCGUACCCCUCGACCCCACCUCCCCCACCCACUAAACGGGACCGGCGGAAAAGCUUUAUCGUCACGGAUGGGUAUCGUGUAGGCGUGGUCCGAAACGAAAUCGCGCGGUGGCGGACGUUUGGAUUGAUAAAUUUCGUAAUUCGAUUGCGGUCCGACGGGGUGAGGGCGGAUCAGUCGGUGAUGGAUAUGCGUAUUAACUCACGAUCGAGAUACAAAAAAAAAAAACCGCGGGGUGGCUACGCACCGCUAUUGUCGUAACGUUCGAGGCGGUCGUUGAAAACCGUAGAGGAAAUUCGGAAAACCCGCGCGCCCGGUCCCUUGUAUCAGCGGCGUAGACCUGUGUGGGCCUUUGGCCGUAUUUAUGCGGACGGCCGUAAUUUUCACUGCUUACACAGUUACGUGCGUCAGACUUCUACACGGCGUGCUGUAGAACCAAAGAUAGAACCAAAUGUGCGGUAAAAUACGCUUUAAAAAUUUAACAAACGGCACGUAAAGGCUGCGUUCCGCUAACACGGUAUGCUAUGACGGGGGAAAAAAAAACCCCCGUUAAAACGUGCGAAAAUGUGCACAAUCGAAUUCCGUGAUUCCGUAGAUUCCGUGUACAGCGCCGCGAACUGCGGGAUUUCCGUUUGACCCUGUUACUUCUAUCGGCGAAAGUGUGCCAACGCUGGUCCCUAAGUCCCUAAGCCUCUAUAGGCAUGCGUACACGUUAUACGCACACGAUAAAGUUUUACGUACGCGCACCGUCUAAACGCGAAAUAAAAACAACGCCCUCUUCACCCCCCCCCCCCAUUCACCACUAGAAAAAAUCCCGGCCGCGCCGCCGCCCCGUGUUUACGCGGUUCCGGAUUCCGUCGGAGGCGUUACGGCGACCGCGGGCGAACUUCUCGCAACGGUUUUCGCAGGCACCCGACGUACGCGGAAUUCGACUUCCGGCGCCUCCGGGAAAUGUCGAGAUCGCCGGCCAAGUAACGGGCGAGGGGGGGGGGCAGGGCAGGGUGCGUGUCCCUAAAAUGCGCUGUCCCGGCGACGACCGCCACCGAUCCGUAAACCCGUAGGUGCGCGAGCGUUUGUCGCCGCAGUUUUGUUUUUUUCGCGCCGCUCGCGUUUUCUCGCGUUCGGGCGUUCCGCGCGUAAAACGUUAACGCGGCCGGCGGGGCCUCGCGUAGAGAGGCGCACGGCUAUGUAAUUAAAUUCAAAACGAAAAAUUAUCAUAAAUCGUACUCGUUUUACUUACGACGGCGACGACUACCAAUUUGUUUUAAACGCGACGGCAAUUAACAUUUUGUGUCUUUAAGUCGCGCUGAAACCGUCGGCGAUCGAGCGGUGCGCGUAGGUAUAGGUUAAUUUUCGUUAAUUUUUCUUCUUUUUUUUUUUUUUUUUCUUCAAACCAAUAUUACGUGUGGCCGUGGUGUAGGUACAUUUUUUUUAAUAUGUAUUUGAAAAAAACAACUGGUUCGUGCGUAAUUUUAUUAUUAUUAUUAUUAUUUAUUUAUUUUUUUUUACACGCGCGUUAUUCCGAAUAAAUUAUGAUUAUCUAUCGGCCGAUUUUCUAAUUAAAUCGAGUUUGUAAUUUAGUGUGGGUUAUUGUGCGGUGUAUAGAGGGCAGUACGGCGGUUUUUUUUUUUUAGCAUAGAAACGGAUCGGACGAACACCGUAUAAUAUUAUAAUCCGUUACGGAGUUACGAUUAAACGCGCGGUUAGGGCCAGCAAAUAAAUAAUACGCGAUUUGCAUACGGCGGAUAAAACGCAAUAAUAAAAAUUCAACCGUCGUCGCGAUUUUGUUUUUUAAAUUUAAAACGCGUCAAAGAUACGAUCUCGAAUCCGCGCGAGAAUACGUAUCGACUCGAAACUCGUACCGGUUCGUCUUCGACGAUUUCGUUCUUCAAAAACGAUCGCCACUUUUAAUUAACACUGUAUUAAUUAAAGGCUAUUCCUGUGUGUAUUCAUAAUACACUCGUUCGCCUAAAGGUGUAAAACGCGUGACGUGCGAGGAAAUCCGUUUCUGUCGGCGUGAACAGAGCCGGCAAAGUCCGAAAAUUAACCGGGUGAACAACGGAAGUUGUUGUGCGUCCGGAAGACGUGUAGGGCCGUCACGUCCGUUUGUCCUGAGCUCGGGCGACCCGCGAGAAUCCGUCUCCGGGCCGUAAUGACAAUAUUCGGCUAUAAGACGCGCGAAUUGAUCGUACAGGUGUCCGCGGCCGCCGGUGCAGCUAGGGGAACCGCCGUCGGGACACCGGAAACCGCGCGUCGCGGCCGUCGGUUUCCGGACGACCUUUUACGACGAGUUACGCCCAUUGUUCGAUUUGACAAUAUUAUUAUUAUUGUCGUUAUAUAUAUUAAAUAAAUAAGUCGCGUACGACUACGACGGCGGCGACGGCGAUCGCCACGGCGUGCAGCAUACGGCGGUGUCGGCGGUGAUGGUGGUGCUCGGUCCGCGGCCACGGUGGUGGCGGCAUUCCGGAGGUCACGUCGUCGUGAAGGCAGCGGCGGAGGCGAAGGCGGCGGCGGCGGCGGAAGAAGAGUCCGCGGCGGCGGCGAGGGCGGUGGCUGCGGCGGCGGCCGCGGCCUGCGGUGGCGACGGUGGCGGACGUUGACGGCUGCACCGCGGCCCGCCGUACCGUUUCUGCUGCUGCUGCUGCUACAAUAACUAGUACGGGUGCACGCACCGCGCUCAGAACACAAGCGCUUCAGAAUCGGAGGCGACGGCAACUCACACGCUCGCACGCUGUCGUUAGCUUCGACUCGACCUGUUACUAUUCCGCCGCUUCGCCAUCGUCUUCGCUUUCGUCUUCGCUGCUGAACCACCGCAGCCACGCGCCCGAAACUUCGACACCGCCGCCGAGACGCGUCGACACAAUGGUGUUGCUGAGGACCGACACCCACCGGCACAUACGGGUAGUGCACCACGACGGCCCGACACCCAAGUCGACGUUAAACGCUUCGCAGGUACAUAACAAUAAACGAUAAAAUAUCGGUAAAACGCCACAAGUUACCGGACGGUUUUAUUUUUUUUUGAUUUUUUUUUUUUUUUUGUCUCCGUUUUAUUUUCAAAAAAAAAAAAAAAUCGUAACGUCACCGCGCUUUUGACAUUUUGCUCCGGCAAGAUGUUACACUUUAACACUUGAAGCGUGGAAUAAUGUAUUAUUCGUUACACGCAUAUAAUACAAAAACGUAUGCGUAAUUUAACCGGACAACAUCUCAACGGAAUAAAACAUUUUUUAUUUUUGUCUAAUAUUUUAUUUAUUUGUUCAAUCCGUCGUCGCGUAAUACUUUUCACGCGCGACAAAUGUUCGGUAAGGAAAAAAAAAAAACGCGGGGUUUUUUUUUUCUCUCUCUCUCUCUCCCCGGCCCCGACGACGACGCGUUCGCGAACCCCGCGAAUUUCGUUUCGCCGAUUCGCAUUGUUAUCAUCACGAGCCUUUUAUACUAAAAUUCAUCUGUUCCGUCCAUAGCUACGCGCCUGCACGACCGCCGCAACCGUAAACUUUUGAGAACGGCACGUUCGCCCGAGUGCGCCGCGGUGUGUACAAUAAUACGAUAAAUAGUUUCUCGGUAAAAAAAAAAAAAAGAAAAAAAAAAAUAAAAAAAAAAAUGAUUAUUUUUUGUUUUGUUCUUCUUCUUUUCUUACCAGACGCCCGGAUUUUUUUUUUUUUAUAUACGUUUGUUUACGACGAAACCGCGAAACAUCCCGCGCGGACGUGUUUACGACGACGACGCCGACGUUCGGUCGUAUCGUAUAAAUAUUGCGCGCAGAACUCGUGUCGACGGCGGUGUAGGUAUGGAGACGGCGAAUUUUCGUAAACCGUUCGACCGGAGCCAAAUACUGUCGGAUGGUGAACAAAAAAAAAUUAAAAAACCAUCGUAAAUAACCGAUAACAAUAAUAACCGUAUUAUUACGCGAUUUUUUUUUUUUUUUCUCUCGUUAUAUUCGCAUUUACGUGUAGCGUAGGAGUAGUUUUUUUUAUUCACAUUAUAGAAAACGCGUCAACGACGACUCGGUUUUGUUUCGCGGUAGCGUCGGGGUUGUUUUUUUUUUUUUUUUUUUCUUGACGUCCAGAGGCUCGGUUUACGGGUUAUUAUUGCGUACGCGAAUCGUCUUCGCCCAUCGUAAUACGACGCGAUCGUAAAAACGUAACGCCGGCGGAGACCGUGCGACCGUAGUAUAUAAUAUUGUCCGUCGCAAGUGCUUUCGGAUUUUUAAAAUAUUAUUAUUUUUUUUUUUUUGUUUUUCUGUAUACGUUCCGUCGAUACCCGAUACCGCUGUCACUAGGCAGUAACGCGGUUUCCGUCAUAAUAACAAUAAUAAUAAUGAUCAAUUACACGUAAUAACGCGCGUCUGUCCCGAGUUUUAAACGCAGGCCGCCUCUUUAAUACGUACAGCGCGUACGUGUGGGUUUUUGAGCGCGCGAUCGUUUCGACGACAAUAAUUUAAUUAUCGGUUACCAAUGUUUCCAAAACGAUCGGCGCAGAGCCGCAGAGCGCGCGCGCGUUACCGACAUUCGUACACAGCGCGGCGCAUUUUCGAACGGCGUAAAAACACGCGUCGCGCGAUAAUAGUUAAUCACGAUAUUAUCGUAUCGUUUUCGAUUCGGCCGCGCGCGCGCGCUGAAAUCGUCGGUACCGGGCCGCGCACUCGAAUGCGUAUUAUUGUUAUAACAAUAUAUAUUAUUCAAUUUUUCGAAUAUUUCUAUUAAUCUGCGUGCACGGUCGCGGCCGCGUCCCGCCCGACGUCACAAGGAAAAAACACGCGCGUAUUUUUUUUUUCUAGCGAUAAGUAAAUCGUCGCCGCUGUAUUUUAUUACGCGGCGUCAGGUUUCGUUUUGUACGUAUUUUUUUUUUUUUUUUCUCCUCCUAUCGUUGUUAAUAUCGAAUUAAUAUGCGAAACGUCGAAAUCCGCAUUAGACCGUUCGCCGUAUUAAAAUCAUUACGAUUUUCCGCGUGUUCGUAUUAUACGGAUUUCGCUUACCGGCGCGCGCGUGCGAUCCGGGCCCGGCGGCGGGGGGUGGCGGCAAAAGACGGCGCUGCGUCAAUUAAUAACGACGACACCUACCCGCGUAAUCCCCGUGUAGAUUCGACGCCCGGGGCUCGGUUUUCCGUCCUAGUGUUUUUCCCGUCCCGGGGCGCCGUACGCGGUUUUCGCACGGAUCCGCCGCAACCCCCGGACACGACGGGCACGCGAAUCCGACGGUUUCGGCAAACGCGGAGAUCGCGCGCGUUUAUCAGUCACCCCCCCGUGUGUGUAAAAGCAUACAGCCCCGCCACGUCCUUUGUCUUUCGGCCGUGCGUUCGCCGCGGCCGUUUCCCGUCGCCGUCGCUUGGCGUCAUUCGACAAUGGGUUAAGUGCUCCCGUCCCCGCGCGAAUUUUCCGCGACGUCGGCGAAAAUCGCACGCGUAGAGUCGAGGGAGCGAACGAACACAAUAGCCGACGCGUUGGAGAGCGCGAAAUCCCGCGGCGGCUCUUCCGCGCUACCGGCUUCUUACACAAUAAAAAAACGCGAAUUAUCCAGUUUAUUACGAACGCGCGGAAACGUUUAAUUAAAUCCCAACACUGAUUCCGUUCGAAACAUGUAUAAUGCACAUAUAUACAUACAUACAUAUAUAUAUAUAUAGUCUUUCAAGUGGAAUGGGACUCGGUUCUCCUAUUUCUGGCCAAAUUUUAACGUGCCCCCGUUAUUUUUUCCCCCUAACGGGUAACACGGAUAAUACGGCCGUAAACAUCAAUGAUAGUUCCCUUUAGACAUCCAGUGACUCCAGACGUUUUAUUAAACAGAUAUUUGUUGAGUCGGGUCUCCGACGAGAAUUUCUUCAUAAUUGUGUCGCGUUAUUGUGCGAUAUAAUACGUACAUAGAAGUCGUGGUUAAAAGUUUUAGUGCACUUUCAUAGUUCGUCAAUACACCUACCUAGCCGGCGAACAGAUUCGUUUCAACAAUAUUAAUGACGGACAACGAGCGCUGACGAUCGAAAAUUAUCGACAAACGUAUCCAUCUGUCGACGCGUGUUAAAUCAGAGAUCGAAACGUGCGCAGUACGACCGGAUACGUAGACACAGUUGUAUAGUGACUAUAACAUGUGUAUUAUGUACGCACGGUGGUAAAUGAAAAGUUUAUCGGUUAUCGGUUUACAAUUGCUGUAGGCAUAAGAAAUGGCGUGUGUGUAUUAUUAUAUCGCGUGCGUUUCGUUCGAAAUAGCAUUUCAAUUUACAACGAGAACAACGCAGGCGGAACGGGCGCACAGGCCUAUACACGUGACGACACCCUUUUAGAUUUUUCAAAAUAUCCGCCUCGCCACACUUGCCGCACGGCUCGCGAGCGGCCACUUCGCGCGCCCGCGGCGGGCGGGCCAUCGGGUGCGGCGGGACGGCCCGAGUAUCCCGCGGACAACCGGAAAGCGAACCGACCGUAAUACGUAUUAUGCCGCGUGUAUACGCGUACGCCGCGCAGCGCGGUCCGCACCCCGAUGGGUGACGACGGCGCGUAUUCAGCGUUAUCGCGAAAUAGCCUCUUGACGUCAUCCGCACGUUUGGCCUUUUUACGUAUAAUAGAAAAUACGAGUACAUGACUCGCAAUCCGAAAAAAAAAAAAAAAAAUACGAAAAUUCUAUUACGUGGCGCGGUUGAAACUGAUCGAGGAAAAGAAAAAAACGAACAUAAUCGAGUUCCACGUGCGGGUAUUGCGUGCGGGUUGCGUUGGGUUCGCGAAACGUCUGCAGAAAUCGAAUUUUGUUUAUUCGAGAAAACGGACUUUCGGCCCGUUAGCCGGCAAUAUUAAAAUGGAACCGAUAAUAUCGGUCGGACUAAAACUUUAUACAGUGGAUUUUAAUUUCCAAACACGUAUGCGACGACCGCGAGACGGGCUCGUUAAGCUGGAAAUUAACGGGAGCGAGAGCUGAAACUGGGUAUGAACCGGAUUGUAAUAAUUUAACAAAUUAAACAAAUAUUUUAAAAAAUGCGUAUAGCAGUUACCGUUACCUAGUCCACCGGUAACUGCAGUGACCGCCGGCCGAUCCGGUCUCGAGCGGUCGUUAUUAUACACGCCCCGAGAAUAUAAAAUGUCGAGCCCGCGGCGAACGCCGAGUUCAUUUCGGGCUGUUUCGCGUUCACCCCCCUAGGGGGGGGGGAGGAGUGGAAGACACUCGUGUAUAAUAUAAUAACGAUGAUAUAUUUCAAAUGUAUUUCCUGGAACGAUAAACGCCAGUAUAUUAUCAGGUCGGUCCUUGUGUUAUUCAUAUAGGAGACCAACAAAUCAGCGUCGGGACGCCCCUUCGUUUUUAUUAUAGAAACGUAUUGAAAAAAAGAAAUAUAGUAACCGAGUCCGGUCACGUCGAGUCGACAUCAAGACGUGCCGCGAGACGGUUAAAAAAAAUUCGCCGGAGCGCGCGGUGUUUUGCGCUUUUAUCAUUGUUUUUUAAAGUUUUAUUGAAAAACUAAUAAAGCGCGUAGCCUGAAAAUGUGUACACAGAACAUCGUAUAUUGUCCUGUACACAACGUAUUAUAUUGUAUAAAUUGCUACGAAAAGUAUCCGGAAUGCGCGUAUAACGUCCGCGUAUCCGUACGCGGACGUCUUUGGAAAGUAUACUAUUUACACGAAUUGCCGGAUACUUUGUUUCGACUCUGAACCGCGCAAUUCCCGCGAGUGCGGUUUUCGUAAACGCACGUCCGCGCAGUAAUUCGCGUAUUCAAAUAUGCUGAGAAAGUAUUGGGAUAUUUGUACGUAUACUUUUACUCGGACAUUACUUACGAGCCGUUAUUCUCCCGCGGCGACUCGUGUACAAGUACCGGCGCGACGCGCUCGUUUUAAUCAAACCGCGCGCGCGGGUUUUUUAAAAAUACCGAUUUCCCCUCGUCCACCGCAUACGCGGUCUGGCCGCGAGUUAAAAAUAAAGCCCGUUUCCGAGCCCGUCGAAAUGCCCCGGGAAUAUUAUAUUAUCGCGAUCCGCCCCCGACUGUGUACAGGCCGCGGGCCCGUUCCGCGAAACGCGCGCGUUAUCGAAACGAUUUAAUUGUAUUGCGUUCGCCACGCACGCGCGACCGAUGACGAUCCGUACGCGUUACCGGUGCACAUGUGUGCGUACAAUGCGUGUGUGUGUGUGCGCGCGCGCGCGCGUCGGCCGUUUUGUUUGCGCUAAUAAUUCCCGUCGGCCGCGGUCCUCCGCGACCCGUACGCGCGCGCGCGUAUAUCGCAGUGCAAUUAAUACACGCGCGACACGCUCGCAAUUAGUCCCGUUCCGCCGUUUCGCGCUCGAGUACAACAUUAUGCACACGCGGGCGUAGGUGCGCGCAGGCACGCACACGGGUAUCCGUAACACGCGUGCGCGGCGAGCUGAAAAAACAAACGAAAACGCGCUUCUCUCGUCGGCCAUCGCGCUCGGCACAAUCGUAUUAUAUUUAUAAAUAACGACCGGUACGGAUGCGCGCGCGUGUAUAAUAUGCGUGCGAGAAACGUUCAAUAACGAGCGCGGCGACGGGCCUAAACGACGAUAAUCGGCUAACGAAUGUCAUCGCCAAAAGUCUCGCGUCAAUACCCGCGCGCGGCCUUAUAAUAGCCGCGAGAGGCCCGCGCGGUGCGUGCAGCGGUUCGUUCACGCCGCAUUUCGCACGCAUCGCGAACGCCGGGUUUUCGGAUUUUCGUCCGCCGGAGACGUAACGUGCAUCGCGCAUACAUCUCGCGUGACGUUGUCCGCUUCCCCUUUCCGACGAUCCGUUUUUACGGGACCGUCGCCGCUUCCGACGCGCCUGCACCCUCCCGCCACUCCACCCGGCCGCCGCCGCACGUCCUGCCGCGGCGACGGGCCCACUUUCUUCGCAUCUCCGUCUCUGUGCACCGCAUCGCGCCGUCUUUUUCGCCCGAGGCCCGUCCGCGGGCCGUUUUCCCGAAAGCUCGGUUUCCGCGACAAUCUUAACCGCAGACCACAUGUCAAUGACGCAUAAACGCAAUACGCGUAGACUCCGUUGUUUUAGACCAUCCCGGGAAAAGCGGACCGCGAAUGUCCGCGUCCGUUUCACUCCGAUGCGUGAUCUCCACCCCUCUCCGCCGCACCCCCCGUCCGUUCACGAAUUUCCGAAAUUAAUCACAAACGUCCCGCGGUAAGUUUGUCUGGUCGGCGCGUCGUCGGAAUAGUGGUUGGUUUUUUUUUUUUUUUAUCAUUUCCCGUUGUCAUCCUAGAAACCUGACGUGCUCAACAAUAUAAAUAUUCGAAGUCUAUAAAUAUCAGACAGACGUAUUGUAGCGCAUUUGUCUAAAAUCGAUUAGGUCUCUUCGAUUCUUCCGCCAUCCCGCAAAUCGUUUAUGAACCGUUUACUUCCGAACAGCAGAUGUAAAAAUGAUAAAAAAAAUACUAAAAACGGUAUGGAAAAACUCGGCAGCGAUUUUCCGAACAGGGUAUGGGUUGCAUAAGUACAUAAUAUCAUAGUGUUUACCAUUCAGUAGAAACUUUCGGUAAAAUGUACACGAUCCGGACAAAUUUCACGAUCCGGACCGGACAUUUCACGCAGCCGAUCCACUGCCGGCCGCACGAGAAUUCUCGCGCUCUCGUACAGUCGUUUCCGUUAUAAUUUCAUGUUUCUCUAAACACGUACGUGUGUGCCUAAUACGCAAUCCCGGAUCCCGGAAUUUGCGCCGCUUUUCCGGAAUAUGCGCCCACGGCCCGGUCGGUCUCGCAAAGAACCGUACAGCUGCGCGGGCUCUUAGUUCACGUAUUUUCGUACAACGAAAAUCGCAGAAUUCACAAAGUCGAUUCAACAAUGUUGUUUAUGUAACGUGCGCCAGUACCUAUGCGGGUUUACUGAAUAUUACACGCCCCCGAGUCCGACGCGUUCGUCAUCCGGGUCCUUUCAUUCUUGACCACAAUGGUGAUGAUAUUAUUCGUUCAAUGUCACGGGAAAUACCCGUGUGUGCCCGAGAUCCGAAGAUAUACGAGUGCCCGUGCUGCGUAGGUGUAAAUUUUUUUUUUUUCGUUUACUUUUUUCAAUUUUGUUUUGUACCUAUUAUUUAUAACCGUGUCGAGGUCGACAAAUCCUCUCGGUGUAUCGAUCGAAUUGUUAAUUGUUUAUUACGAUGUUAUUAUAUUAAUCAAUUAAUCAAGUACGGCGUGUUAAUUCCGCGAUAAUAUGCACGAGCACGAACGGCUGUCGUACACAUCGCACACGAUCUCCUUAAUAAAAGUCGAGUCGGUCGUACCUAUAAUAUAAACACGACAACAACAACAACGCGGACGAUGGCAAUGAGAGGACGAGUGACGACGACGACGUGUCCGAAGGGCUGUUCGCGAAUCAUUGAACGCACAAUCGAAUUCGAUAACCUAUAAAAUAAUCUAUAAUCUUAUUAAUAUUUAAACGAGCUCUCUUAUUGUUUAUUGCCGCGUCAACACACUUUGUUCAAACAUAUACGAGUAAUAACAAUAGGUACACUCCGAUUGUAUCUGUACAACCUUGCACCUUCCUAAAUAUUCGAUUAAAUGACGGAUCUGUCGGAAGAAUUUCGCAGGAUAAAUUAAUGAAAUAUUUGUAAAUCGCGUUAUGGCUUUAACGGUGGAACCGUACGAUUAUAGUCAUAGAAGAUUAUUUAGGGCUCGGAUGUUUAUGACGUGGUUGUUUUUUUUUUUCUGGUUUCCCCAUAUAGCUUUCAUUUUUAUAUACAUAAAAAUGUGUUUCACGAUGUCCGUAUUCAUCGAAAUAUCGGAAAUUUGUUUCGCAUAUAUUGGCAUAUUUCACGAUACAAAAUGCGAAAAAAAAUCGUAAUUUUAUAUUUUAUUGACUGAAUCUAAUCCAAGUUCGGCCAUCUGUAUUUUAUGUAGAUCAAUAAUGUACGAAUCAUCUCUGUGUUGACAAUUACUUAAAAAUAAACAAUCGCUGUUCUAUGUAACUCUUUUGGUUAAAUGCCCUAGUAAUGCCCUAGACCAAGGUCCAAGACACUAUUGAACAACAAAUGAGGGUCUUUUUGAAAGACCCUUUCGGCCUUUAGGGCUUUAAUACAAUAUUUUGCCAUCACAAACAUUAGAAGUUCUAGUUACACCACUGAUUGAACAUCGCUGAAUUUCGGAGGAAAAAAACCAUAUAGCUAUUUCUAAAAUUAACAAACAGUUAAACGUUUUGACCGUGUAUUUAACGGCCGAGUAAAAUAAUAUGUUUAAUGAGAUUAUAAACUAGGUAAACUAAUAAUAUCAUAAACAUUGUUGUACGUCGGCGAAAUAAUUUCAUACUUUCACGCAUCGUAUAUUUUUUUAAUAAUAUUAAUAAUAUGCCGUGACCGUAAUAAUAUCGCAUGUAGGAAAAUAUUAAAUAACCUAACCUUACCUUUUGCCUUUUUUUUUUUUUCGUCCAAUUUUGUUUUGUGUGCGUAUUUUAUAUAAUUAAUCAAGCAUUUUUUUUUUUUUCGAGUCUGAACGUUAAAUAUGUUUCUCUGCCGAUGCAGUGCGCGUGUAUCGUUACACGGUAGAUUCAAAUUCUAAAACAUAAAAUAUCCUUUUGAUUCAAAGCCAAUUUCGAGGCCAGCGCGUACUAUAUCUACAGUGACAGGUAUUUCAUUUGGCGCCUAUUGUCGGGGGUCUCUCGAGCGCGCGCUCAAAAUGAUGAUCACGAUCUCGGAGGGCUAACAUGAUAUCAUAGGCGCCUAUAGCCGAAAAACUCCUGUAACGAUCGUCUAUAUGUAUAUAAUAUUUAUAUAUAGCAAGGCCGAAAAAACCGUAAAUGUUCCGGCAUCUGGUCAGUCUAUUAUUAUUGUAGUAUAGCACGCGGGUGUAGUGAUUUCCGCGCUCUUCAAAUCAAAGUUCAAUUGUCCAGCGAGUGAAAGACGCACGAAGAGUAAGGUUAUAGACAUCCGACGAUAUUAUUCGCCUAAUAGUCCAAGACAUUCGGCGAAUAUCAAAUUAUCCUUUGUACGGGACCUCGAAAAAAUACGAGCUAAGUCAGAGCGUUUAUACCUACGUAUACAUACAUACACACCCGGAUCCGUCAUUAAAUUCUAUGAUUUACUUUUUCUUCUGGAUCGUUAUAUUAUUUCGAUCGUUAAUAUUUUUAUACGAAAAUAUCGUAGUCGGACUUGUGGUUUUUUUUUUUUUUCUGUUCACUCUGGACAAAUUCCGAAUAGAAUGACAAAAUGCGAUAAUAUAGUGACUUUGGGAAUGUGCCAAUCGUAUCCUAUAUACGCAAUAUGCAAUCAAAUUAAUUUUAGUUAGCGAUUUUUUUUAGUCUAAGUACGACGUUCAAUAAUAUUAUUAUUGUCAAAUACAAUGCUACGUAUUUACGUUAGUCAUGAUGUAUAAGUAUAAAAUAUACAAAAAUACGAAAAAACGACCGUAUAACUUUGUGAAUAAUUAUUAAUUUUAAAACCUACACCUAUUUAGAUAAUCGUAUUUUUAAACAUAUAUUCGUACGUGUAAUGGUUUCUGUUUGUUUUACAAUAUUCUGUACAAUACAUCAUCUAAUUCAGUCUUCAGUCAGAUUUAAUUGUUUAAGCCAACUCGUUGAUAGUGAACAAAAUAAACAACCAUUAUAUGAAUAGCUAUCAAAACGUCACCAUGUAGCCUCAUUUUUUUUUUUUUUUAACGAGAAUUAUACAUUUACAUAGAAACAAAAUGAAACGUUUAACUAAUCCCAUCAUACAUUUCUCUACGGUAUUUUCGAAAAACUUCAAAAUCUGUCUAUAAUAUUUUCGAAUAGUUUCAUAAACCGAAACGUUAUCGAUUUGAAUCGAUCUGCAAAAUCAAUCGGCUAUAGGUAUAAUAUCAUACCGCGGUAGUUUUUUUUUUUGUGAUAAUCAGUAAUAAAUAUGAACUUCACAUCUUACAGUAAUAUUAUCAUCAAUAUAAAUCUUUCAUCCACCGCAAUACGACCUUGGUCCAACGUGUUAGGUAUUUAUAAUUCGCACGCCGUAUAUCGUGUACUAAUACGAUACAUUAUUAAAAUUUAAUUUUCACAUUUUUUCAAACUUGAAAUUUUUACUCGGAAUUGUAUACGCGUAUGACAUGGACGUAUAAUCAUUUCGCGUAUCCAUAAAUCACUGUGCGAGAUAAUCAUUUUGCGAUUUAUUAUUUCGCAAACGAAAACUAUAUAGCCUAGGUAUAGGUAUAAUUUAUACACUUAAAAUCUUCGACGAAAAAUUAUAUCGAUUUAAUAAGUGUUAUUGUUGAAAAUCGGUAAUUUUACCACGAGUGAUUAUAAUCAUUGCGUGGAAUAUACCGUAUACGCUAUACACAUAUUUUUAUAAAGAAUGCGAAAACGAAUCAAUCUUUAUAAAGAUUCAUAUCUCUAAAAAUAUCCACAUCGUAACGAGUUGAAAUAGGUACAAUAACAAUAAAAAAAUGAAUCUGCCAUUAUAUUAUACGAUUUUAAAAUAAUUAAUUUUACAAAAUAAAAUCGCAUCCACAUGUAAUAAAAUAUACAAGUAUUAUUCUUUGCUACUGUAUUACACGUUUUGUAUGCUCGUAAUUUUUAUCUACACAUUAUAUAUCGACAAAUGUUUUUUUAAUUUUUUUUACGAGUAGUCUUGACUAUUCAAUUCUAUAAAUUUAAAAUUAUCAAUAACAAAAAAAAAAAAAUGUUUGUUACGCCACGCCUGUAACUUUUUGUUAUACGACAACGGACAAAUAUUACAAUGUUUCGCCUUGGUCUGUGACAACUAAAAUAAAUCAUUUUUUUUUUCUUCUCCUUAUAGAUUCUCGCUUCCCUAACAGUAUCGUUAUGCUCUAUGGUAGUUGGAUUCGCGUCUGCCUACACGUCACCCGCCUUACCAUCGAUGAACUCCCCGGGUAGUACGCUAUCCGUAAGCGAGGAAGAAGUAAGUACCUAUCAUCCUGUAGUUUGUCGUAAACAUGUCUACGAAACAAUAUUAAUGUGUUGAAUUGUCGAUUGAUUGAUUACAGGGCUCGUGGAUUGGAAGUCUUAUGCCACUGGCAGCACUUAUCGGCGGCAUGGCUGGCGGACCCCUUAUCGAAUCCAUUGGUAGAAAAACCACGAUUCUUGCUACUGGAAUACCAUUCAUUAUCUGUAAGUUUAAUAUUAAAUAUUAUUACGUGUUAUAAUACCUAAUCCUACAUAAAUAUCGAUUUCGUAAUAAAUUUGGAUUUAGGUCUAGGCCCAACCGCAUAGGUACUUAUAACCUAACCUACUUUUCAUCCUCUUGUAUUAUUAUAAUAUUAUAGUAUAAUUUAUAACUCGAGUGUUUUUUAAUUCAGAAUACUUUUUCCUGUUUAUUCACUAAAUUAUUAAUUUAUUGUAAUACAAACAGGAAAAAUAUAUUUCAAUUUGAUUGAAUAAUAACCUUAGAAUGUCACAAUUGAUUUACCACAUAUACAAUUUAUUUUAUUUUAUUAUUAUUGUUUUUUUCUGCAGCUUUUGUUUUGAUAGCAAUGGCUGUUAAUGUGCAAAUGGUAAUGGCCGGACGGGCCAUCGCCGGAUUCUGUGUAGGAAUUGCUUCAUUAGGUCUUCCGGUGUAUUUAGGAGAAACUGUCCAACCUCAAGUCAGAGGAACAUUAGGUCUUUUGCCUACCACACUUGGCAACAGUGGAAUAUUAUUGUGUUUCAUUGCUGGAAAAUACCUUAACUGGCAAAUGUUGGCCAUUCUUGGCGCUUGUAUUCCAAUACCGUUUCUGAUAUGCAUGUUCCUAAUCCCCGAAACUCCACAAUGGUACAUCAGCAGAAGUGAGUUGGACUCAUAUAGACAUAUUAUUAUGUAUUUCAUCAAAUGAAAUUUUACUUAAUUGCCUAUUUGUUUGCGUGUGCAGAUAAAAGCAAGAAAGCGAAAAAAGCUCUUCAAUGGCUGAGGGGAAAGAAUGCCGAUAUAACGCAGGAAUUUAGCGAGAUUGAAAAAGCCAAUCACGUAGGCAAAAACGAAGAGAUGCCCGGGUACCUAAGCCUGUUCUCUAAAAUGUAUUCAAAACCUCUACUCAUAUCCAUGGGACUUAUGUUAUUCCAACAACUCAGCGGAAUAAAUGCCGUCAUUUUUUACACCGUCAAAAUCUUUAAAGUAUGCACCUAUACUUAAAUUGUUCAACUAAAUACGUCUAUAAAACGAUUACUAUAUAAAUGUGACAAUAUUAAUUUGUUUAGGAAGCGGGAAGCACUAUUGAUGAAAACUUAUGUACGAUCAUUGUUGGUGUUGUUAACUUCAUAUCCACGUUCAUAGCGACUGCUCUUAUUGAUAAACUCGGUCGUAAAAUAUUGUUGUACGCUUCCAGUGCGACCAUGGCAAUCACACUCAUCACACUCGGUACAUUUUUCAAUUACAAGAAAAGCGGUUAUGACGUAUCCAAUUACGGAUGGUUGCCAUUGGCCAGUUUCGUGUUUUUCAUCAUAGGCUUUGCUAUUGGCUUCGGACCGAUUCCUUGGCUAAUGAUGGGCGAAAUUUUGCCAGGUAAAUAUUAGAGUACCUAUUACUUAUAUCGCAUGAUACAAAUAUAAUAAUAAUAAAAGUUGUAAAUUAAUUGGACUAAUUUAAAUAAUACUUUAUUUUUAGCCAAAAUCAGAGGUACUGCAGCUUCUUUGGCAACUGCUUUCAACUGGGCCUGUACAUUCGUGGUCACCAAGACUUUUGCCGAUCUAUUGAGAGUUUUUGGCGCCGACGGCGCAUUCUGGCUUUUCGGCGGUAUCUGCUUGUUAGGUUUAGUAUUUAUUAUUUUUUGCGUGCCGGAAACUCAAGGCAAGAGUCUAGAAGACAUCGAACGCAAUUUAACUGGCGUGGGCAAAGGUCCGGUGAGACAAGUAAGAAGAAUGAGUUCAAUAGCGCAUUUGAAACCACUACCAAUGGCCAUCUAA